This is a messenger RNA of Vespa velutina, 55595 nucleotides long. RefSeq names its product titin (gene sls). Bases 414 to 54458 code for a protein of 18014 amino acids. Lineage: Eukaryota; Metazoa; Arthropoda; Insecta; Hymenoptera; Vespidae. The record is from RefSeq and is a predicted model, not a curated record. The transcript is spliced from 80 exons. Gene Ontology annotation, molecular function: protein binding.
UCGACCGACGUCUUGGUUUAAAGAGUCUCGGGGAUAGAGUUUUGAAGAUGACUUGACUUCUGCCGACUGGAGUGAGCCGCAAAUAGAAGAGACAGAUAUUUUAGCGAAAAAAAAGGAAGCGCUUCGAUACUUCGAUAUUUCGAUAUUUCGAUAUAUAUAUAUAUAUUUAUAUUUAUAUAUAUAUAUAUAUAUAUUACAACGAAGAAUUCGAUCCAAGAGAUCGUAUACGCGAGUGAUAUAGAAUUUUUGUUGUUGAGUGUUUUACGCCCUUAAUUCCUCAUUCUCGGAGAUACGAAUUUGAAGAAGAAGUUUUCGAACCUAUCGAUCAACAACAGCUCAGGGGUCAGAAUACUGAACCCCUCUUGUAACGAUUUUAUAAUCGUCAAAGGCCGAUAUCGAACGUUCAAUUCAAAAUGAAGCGACAACAGCAACAGCAACAGCAACAGCAACAGCAGCAGCAACAUCAGCAACAACAGCAACAAUACACUCAACAAAGAACCGAACGACAGGUCACUCGGCAACAGAUCACCAGUCAGCAGAGAGUCCAAGGGGAAAUAGUGAUGCAAACGACGCCAACGAUACCAACAUUCACCGGCAGACCAGGUGAUCCGUCGCCUCCGGUUUUCGAGCAGAUCUUUAAAAAUGCAAGAUUCGCCCAAGGUGGAAAUGCCAUUUUCGAAGGAUGCGUACGUGGAAAUCCAAAACCGAACGUUUCUUGGACACACAAGGGUGCUCCUUUAUUGGAAUCACGAAAAAUUCGGAUGUCUUACGACGAUAAGACCGGUAUGGUUACGUUACAAAUCAAUCAGAUAGGUCCAGGGGAUGAGGGUGAAUAUACAUGUAGUGCCAAAAAUCAAUAUGGAGAAGCGAUCUGCUCGGUGUAUAUUCAACCGGAAGGAUUCGGACCUCCGCCUCAACAACAAUUAGGUAGUUAUAAAAAGGAAUUUGCUCAAACCUUCCAAACGACCGAACAAAAAACUGGUAGCCAGACUUAUCAGCAACGUAGUUAUCAGCAAAUGUACGACAAGCGAAGUUAUGUCAAUGGAACGUCUAGCAUUGAGGACUUCAAGGUGGAUACUUUCGAAUAUAGAUUGUUGCGCGAGACGGAAUUCCGAGAAUCGAUUACGCGUCGUUUUGUAGGCGAAUCAGACUCGCAGAUUUCUACGGUAAUAGAUCGCAGUCUGGGUCCGGUCGCACCAGCGCAAAUCGUUCAAAAACCGAGAAAUUCGAAGCUCAUUGAAGGAUCUGAUGCCGUUUUUACUGCUAAAAUAACCGGAAAUCCAAAACCAAGGUUGACUUGGUUCAAAAAUGGCCAGAGGAUCCGCGACUCACAACGCGUGGAAAUGAGUUAUUCGAAUCAGCAAGCGACUUUGAAAAUCAGGGUCGCACUACCGGAAGAUAGUGGCCACUAUACUUUAUUAUCUGAAAAUCAACAAGGUUGCACAGUAAGCUCGGCAUAUCUAGCUAUUGAAUCUAGUGACCAAGUCGAUCAAGCGGUUCAUCAGAUGCAACAAAGAGACAUUGCGAAAAGCCAACAAAUAGAUUCUUCGUCAUCAGAAUCCGAAACUGGUAAAGUACUUCCGCCUAAUUUCGUUCGUACUUGCGCUGACCGAGAAGCUACCGAAGGAAAGAUGACAAGGUUUGAUUGUCGUGUAACGGGUCGACCAUAUCCAGAAGUAACAUGGUACAUCAAUGGACAACAAGUAGCCAACGAUUUAACUCAUAAAAUUCUUGUUAACGAAUCGGGCAAUAAUUCGUUGAUGAUCACCAACGUGAGUCGGUCUGACGCCGGUGUCGUUACUUGCAUUGCUAGAAACAAAGCUGGUGAAACGUCUUUUCAAUGUAAUCUCAACGUCAUCGAGAAGGAACAAGUUGUUGCACCAAAAUUUGUCGAACGUUUCACGACUACUAAUGUUAAAGAGGGUGAACCUGUAGUAUUUACGGCACGUGCGGUUGGUACUCCUGUUCCACGAAUCACCUGGCAGAAGGAUGGUGUACCAAUUGCACCGGGUCCAGACGUGCGCAUAUCGAUGGAUGGCAGUGGAGCAUCGACUUUGGAUAUACCUUGCGCUAAAUUCUCUGAUGCCGCAUGGUAUCAAUGUACCGCACAAAAUGUGGCUGGCUCCACUGCAACCCGAGCACGGCUUUUCGUUGAAACACCGAAGGGAGCCGCACCAGAACCAAGACGCUUGAAUUUACCCCGACCGACAAAAAUCAUCGAACCAGAACCAACACCUGGCCCCGAAGUGAUCUACCUAAGACACGUAGAACGAGCCAAACCAUAUUUGCCUCCUCCUGAAGAAGAUAAAAUUUAUCCACCACCACGUUUUAUUAUACCAUUAAGAGAUGUGCAUCAAAUUGAAGGUGGACGUAUUCACUUCGAGGCCAGAAUCGAACCGGUGGGCGACCCCACUAUGAGGGUUGAGUGGUAUGUUAACGGAAGAGCUCUCGACGCAAGCUCACGCGCUACAUCCAUCUUCCGAUUCGGCUUUAUUUCUCUCGAUCUUAUCAGUAUAGUUCUUCAAGAUAGCGGUGAAUAUCUAUGUCGCGUCGUUAGCUCUACCGGAGUUGCUGAAUCUCGUGCCACUCUUAGCGUGACACCACGCGCUACGAUCGAGCAAGCCAGCCAACACCCCGACAGUCUUCAAUAUAUCCAACAGCUCGAAGAUUAUAGCAAAUAUCAAAGGCAGGAGAGCGUGGAGGAGAUAUCAUCUUCACAACGACCGGUCUUCAUCCGACCACUCCAGGAUCUUGGUGAGCUACAGGAAGGUCGUAACGCUCAUUUCGAGGCGCAGUUGACACCUGUUAGCGAUCCUACCAUGAAAGUGGAGUGGUACAAGGAUGGUAGACCAAUCACAGCUAGUUCAAGAAUCACAACCAUCUUCAACUUCGGAUACGUCUCGCUUAACAUAUUGCACCUACGGGCUGAAGAUGCAGGUUCUUAUACAGUUAAAGCUGUGAAUCGUUUGGGAGAGGCUAUCAGCUCCGCGACUCUCCGUGUCUUUGCAAGAACAAGUGUUACAACAGAUUUAGGUAUUCCUGAGCAACAGAGAUACAUUGAAGCUGCCGAGGAGUUGGAAGCUUACCAACAGGCUAUUCAUCAAAAAUAUGUGCAAGAACAGCCUGAACCGACUAGCCCACCGGAAUUUAAAUCGCCUAUUAAGGAUCAAAAUGGAAUACGAGAAGGCGGGUUUGCCCAUUUCGAAGCCCGUUUAGAGCCAGUUGGUGACGCUGAUUUACGCGUUGAAUGGCUCAAAGAUGGACGCCCUGUAGAAGCCAGUUCACGAAUUACAACAUUCUUUAAUUUCGGCUACGUUGCACUUACCAUUAAAUACGUCACGAUUCACGACGUUGGCGUUUAUACAUGCCGCGCUUAUAACAGAGUUGGCGAGGCCCAUACCACCGCUCAAUUAAGUGUUAUUAGCAAGAACGAUGUCAUCUAUGACAGUCAACAUCCUACCGGCUUACAGAGAAUUCAAACGCUUGAGGAUUCGAGCAAAUAUAUGCGUCAAGUGCAAGAGGAAGUACAGGUGAAGCAAGCACCACGUUUCUUAGGUACUUUGAAAGGGACCAAUAAGAUCGUCGAAGGUCAGCGCGCGCACUUUGAAGCCCGAGUCGAACCUCAAAGUGAUCUGACUAUGAAAAUCGAAUGGUAUCAUAAUGGCAAAUCCAUUACUGCUGCUAAUAGGAUUCAAACCUAUCACGAUUUUGGAUACGUAGCGAUCGAUAUUCUUCAAGUUCGACCUGAAGAUGCUGGUACAUAUACCGUCGUUGCAAGAAACGCUCUUGGCGAAGCUCAACUUUCAGCGACUAUGAUCGUCGAGACACGCUCAAGCGUAGAUACCAGCAGUAUGCAUCGCGGUACUUUUGAAAAAACUCAACGUCUCGAAGAAUCUAAAUUCGUCGAGCCACAAUAUCACAUCGAAGAAAUAUCUAAAUCAAAACCUAUUUUCGUACAACCAUUGAGCGAUCCAAAGCCAGUUAGCGAAGGAAAAAAUAUUCAUUUGGAGUGCCGCCUAGAACCAAUGGGAGAUCCAACUAUGAGAGUCGAAUGGUUCCAAAAUGGACGACCUGUAACAGUUGGUUCAAGAUUCAGAACAUAUUACGACUUUGGAUUCGUCGCCCUGGAUAUUGUACAUUCAACGAUUUAUGAUUCAGGAGAAUAUACUGUUAGGGCUACCAAUCAUCUUGGUACUGCACAUACUUCUGCUUGUGUCAGAGUCAUCGGUAGAUCCGAUGUUGUAACAGAAACGCAAAACGAACAGUCACUUGAGCAAAUUCAAAUGCUGGAGGAUUCUUCAAAAUAUCGUAAGACUCAGCAAGAAGAAGUUACAGUAAUGCAAGCACCUCAAUUUACUCGAGCACUUCAUAACAUCGAAACUGUAGAAUUAACUAAUGUCCAUCUCGAGUGUCGCCUUCAACCAGUCGGUGAUGCAACCAUGAGAGUAGAAUGGUUUGUUAAUGGAAGACCAGUCAAAACUGGACACCGAUUUAGACCAUCUUAUGAAUUCGAUUAUGUGGCUUUGGAUAUACUCGGUGUUUAUCCCGAAGACUCUGGGGUUUAUACUUGCCAAGCAACUAAUCAAUUAGGCGAAGCUGUCACUUCGUGUUCGGUACGAGUACAUGCGAAGAAGGAUCUCUUACUAGAGUCUCAACAUCCAGAAGGUUUAGAAAGAAUACAAUACUUGGAAGAUGCUUCAAGAUACAAAAGACACGAGUUGGUUGACGAAGUUGUAACCGUAAAGCCCAAAUUCAUUACUAGUCCAAAGAAUCAAGAAAAUCUUAGGGAAGGACAACACGCUCAUUUCGAAUGUAAGCUUGAACCUGUAACGGACUCUAACUUGAAAGUUGAAUGGUAUAAGAACGGUCGUCCAGUUACAAUAGGACACCGAUUCCGUCCAAUUCACGAUUUUGGUUACGUUGCAUUGGAUGUAAUCGAUUUAAUUGCCGAAGAUUCUGGAACGUAUACUUGCCGAGCCGUCAAUCUUGUUGGUAGCGACGAAGUUUCCUGUACAUUAUCUUGCCGCUCCACGGCACAAAUUCUAACAGAUACACGAAACGAAAGCGGCCUCGAGCAGAUUCAUUAUCUUGAAGAUCGUUCCAAAUAUCAUCGGCAGGAAGUGAUCGAGGAAACAACAACGCAGGCACCAAUCUUUACCACUUCCUUGAACAAUGUGGAAAUCAAAGAAGGACAAAGAGCUCAUUUCGAGUGCAGACUCAUUCCUGUGUCGGAUACAACGAUGAAAGUUGAAUGGUUCCAUAAUAAUACGCCUGUCAAGGCUGGUUCAAGAUUCGUAGAAACCAACAGUUUCGGUUUCGUUGCACUCGAUAUCAUGUAUGCAUAUCCAGAUGAUUCUGGUACAUACACUUGCCGUGCCAAGAACAUCAUCGGAGAGGCUAUUACUUCAGCAACUGCUGUAGUACAUUCGAAAAAAUCAAUUUACAUGGAGUCACAUAACGAAGAAGCUUUAGAAAGACUUCGUUAUCUCGAAGAUACCUCUCGUUAUCAACGUAAAACUGUACAAGAAGAAACGGUUACGCAAGCACCAGUUUUCACAAUGCCGAUCAAAGAUUUGCGCGUGGCUGAGAAUCAAGCGGCUCAUUUUGAAGCACGUGUUAUUCCAGUUGGUGAUUCCAAGCUCAAAGUAGAAUGGCUUCGUAAUGGUGUACCUAUUGCUGCUUCAAAUCGCGUAACAACAAUGCAUGAUUUUGGAUAUGUCGCUUUGAACAUGAAGUAUGUCAAUCCUGAAGAUUCAGGUACUUACACUUGUCGUGCGACAAACGAUCUAGGAGAAGCCGUAACUUCAGCAACACUUUUCGUUCAAUCAAAAGCAGCCCUGCAAUUCGAGUCGCAACACGAAAGUGCCUUAUCCAAGCUCCAAGCUCUGGAAGAUACCAGCAAAUAUCAACGUCGCGAGGAAGAAGAGAUAGUGGUGAAAGAGAAGCCUUCAUUUACGGUUCAAUUGAAUGGGCCUUCGAAGUUAGUCGAAGGACAAAGUGCACAUUAUGAAUGCCGCAUAGAACCCUAUCCUGAUCCGAACAUGAAGGUGGAGUGGUUCCACAAUGGUAAACCACUGUCCACCGGUCACAGGUAUAGAACAGCUUGUGACUUUGGCUUCGCAUCUUUGGACGUUCUGACAGUUUAUGCUGAGGAUUCGGGCACAUACACCUGCCAGGCCACCAAUAAACUGGGAACGGCCAAGAGCUCGAUAAAUCUUGAUGUAAAAUCACGCUCCUCUAUAAUCCGCGAAACCCAACACGAAAGUGCUCUUAAGAAGAUACAAUAUCUCGAAGAUGAUUCUCGUUACAAACGUACCGAGGAAGAAGAUUUCAUAAUCGCUGAGAAGCCUAAAUUUGGAAGACCAUUGAAGAAUAUUGAACACUUACCUGAAGGGAAGAACGCUCAUCUCGAAGCAACAUUGACGCCAGUUAAUGAUCCCACGAUGAUCGUUGAAUGGUUCAGAGAUGGAAGACCCGUACCUCAAGGACACAAAUUUAAGACCACUUACGACUUUGGAUACGUCGCUCUGGACAUUCUUUACGCUUAUCCUGAAGAUUCUGGCACGUAUAUGUGUAAAGCCAGAAAUGCUGUUGGUGAAGCUGUCACCACGUGCGUCAUCAGCGUAGACUCUAAGCAAGGUCUCUUCCUGGAUACCCUAGAUGCUCAACGUUUACAAAAGAUACGAGAAUUAGAAUACGUUGAAAUUAAAGAAGAAGUCGAAAAGGAAGUGGUUCAUCAAAAACCCGUAUUUUUAACGCCAUUGAACAACCUGGAUCAUUUGAAGGAAGGUGAACACGCUCAUUUGGAAUGUCGCGUCGAACCGAUCAACGAUCCGAAUUUGAAGAUCGAAUGGUUUGUAAACGGAGUUGCCGUAAGGACUGGUCAUCGCUUCCGUACCACACACGAUUUUGGUUAUGUCGCUCUCGAUAUUUUGUAUACUUAUCCAGAAGAUUCAGGAACUUAUAUGUGCAAAGCAACGAAUUUGGCUGGAGAAGCAGUGAAUACGUGCACGAUUAAAGUUGGCUCUCGUCGCAGUAUACUUUUGGACACACAACAUCCGGAUGGUCUCGAAAAGAUUCGUGAACUUGAAGCUCAAGGUCAUCCUGCUCGAUUAGAAGUAGAGGAACCUCCGUUAACACCACCGAGAUUUGUUUCUGAGCUCAGGGGCACUACUGAAGUCUACGAAGGUCAGACAGCUCACUUUGAAUGCCAAGUGGAACCACUUCACGAUGCCAAUCUUCGAAUCGAAUUCUUCCACAAUGGCAAGCCAUUACCAUCGGCAUCUCGUUUCCACAUGACCUUUGAUUUUGGAUAUGUGGCAUUGGACAUCAGUCACACGGUACCCGAAGAUGCAGGACAAUAUUCUGUUAAAGCUAUAAAUGCCCUUGGACAAUGCGUAUCUUCCAUCGAACUUAAAGUGAUACCGCGUGACAAUAUCAUUUUGGAUUCUCAACGACCAGAAGGAAUGGACAAGAUUCGCGAACUCGAAGCUCAACAACCGUGGAAAAGGCCAGACAUACCAGAACCACAAACGAGACAACGACCCGUUUUCACGCAGCCCUUGCAAAAUAUCGAUGCUAUACCCGAAGGCCAUACAGCUCACUUCGAAUGUAGACUCAUACCUGUUGGUGAUCCUACUCUAAAAGUGGAAUGGUUUAGAAAUGAAGUACCGUUGGAAACAAGUUCCCGUAUAACGAAGGUUCACGAUUUUGGAUACGUGGCUUUGGAUAUUACGCAUGUUCGCGAUGAAGACGAAGGUGUCUACAUGUGCCGUGCUUCCAAUCCGCUUGGAGAAGCAGUUACUACAGCAUCGAUGAAAAUUAAGACUAAAGCCAGUAUUCAAUUGGAUACCCAACACCCUGAAGCACAGCGUAGAAUUGCUCAAUUAGAAGCUGAUAAAGGACCUAGCCGAGCGGAGGAACCAGAUAAGGUUUUCGACAAACCUAUCUUUACUCAGUUAUUAACUGGACCUACAGAACUCUGGGAGGGUCAGCUUGCCAGAUACGAAUGUAGAGUCGUUCCCGUGGGUGAUGCUAGUUUGAGAUUUGAAUGGUAUAUGAACGGGAUCGAGUUGAAAAUGGGAUCUCGCUUCCAUGUAAAUCAUGAUUUUGGUUAUGUAACAUUGGACAUAUUGAAAGUCAUACCAGAAGAUUCUGGAGUGUAUACUUGUAAAGCUAUUAAUAAAAGCGGAGAAGCCGUUUCAUCGAUUUCUCUCAAAGUUAAAGCACGGUCUGCGAUCGAUGCUCAAAGUAUACAACCGGAUGCAUGGCAAAAGAUUCAACUCAAGGAAGCGGAGAUGAAUAAAGUACCAGAGAUGUUCGUUGAUACAACACCUCAACAAGCACCGGUAUUCACGAAACAUUUGGAAAGUUAUGAUAAAUUGGUCGAAGGACAACAUGUUUAUCUUGAAGCUCAAGUAGAGCCAAGAGCUGAUCCUAAUUUGCGAGUAGAAUGGUUCAAAAAUGGUAUAUCCCUACAAACUGGUACAAGAUUACGUAGUACCUUUGAUUUUGGCUUAGUCACACUGUCCAUCAACGGUCUAAGACCAGACGAUUCGGCCAUUUACACCUGCAAAGCUACAAAUCUACUUGGAGAAGCAGUGUCUACGUGUAGUUUGAAAAUUGUGGAUCGCCAUUGGCUUCUUGGAGAUACUCUUCAUCCAGACGCAUUGCCCAAAAUUGAUGCUCUUGAACAACCACAAAUCGGUACUACCGAGCAACCAGAACCCGUGUACGAAGAACCAGUUUUCAUAACUCACUUGAACAAUGUAGAAUGCGUUGAAGGUGAUAACGUUCAUUUCGAGUGUAACGUAGAACCAUCAAAAGAUCCAACUAUGAAAAUUGAAUGGUUCAUGAAUGGAAAGCCACUACCAACUGGUGCACGAUUUAAGUCGACUUACGAUUUUGGAUAUGUUGCACUCGACAUUACACAUAGCUACGAAGAGGAUUCAGGCAUCGUGACGGUUAAGGCAACGAAUUCCAAGGGAACAGCACAGACAUCAGGUACCCUGAAAUGCAUCAGCAAACAAAGUAUUUACCUCCAGACUCAACAUCCGCAAGGUGAAGCUGGAUUGGAAAAAGUUAAAGAAGCCGAAGACGCUUAUUUAUCGAAAUAUAGAAGACCGGAUGAUAAACCGGAACAUGAAUAUCCCAAACCAAUUUGGACCGUACCUCUUCAACCAGAAUUCAAGUUAGGAGAAUCUGAACCUCUUCAUUUAGAAGGACAGGUCGAACCGAAGGAUGAUCCUGAUUUGAAAAUCGAAUGGUAUUUCAAUGGUAAAGCUUUGGAGCAUGGAGCUCGUUUUAAAAUGACCAGCGACUUUGGAUUUGUUACCUUGGAUCUUACGGAUGUUUACGAUAGGGAUUCUGGUAUUUACACCUGUAAAGCAUAUAACAAAGCUGGAGAAGCGUUUACAUCUACGACCGUAUAUUGUUCGACUAAAGAAAGUAUUAUCGAAAAGUCUCAACAUCCAAAAGGCAAGGAAGGUCUGGAAGCUAUUCAAGACCUCGAGGAAUCUCUGAAACGGCAGGAUGGUGCUUUGCCUGAAAGCGAAGAGGGACAUCCUCCCGUUUUCACCUCACAAUUCGAGAAUCUGACUAAUCUAUCGGAAGGUGAGAUAGCUCAUUUCGAGGCGUCGCUUACACCAACGGGCGAUCAGACUAUGGUGGUUGAAUGGUUCUAUAAUGGAAAAUCAUUAGAAGCUAGUCAUCGUACUAGAACCGUUUACGCCUUUGGUAUGGUCGUAUUGGAAGUCCUUGGAACUAAAAUUGAAGAUUCGGGUACCUAUUCUUGUAGAGCAACGAACAAAUGGGGUAAAGCAGAGAUAAGCGUUCAGCUUGAAUGCGUAGACAAGUCGAAGGGACAAAAACCAAAAUUCACCACUCAUAUACAGUCCUUGGAGGGUCUUAAAGAUGGACAAUCGGUACAUUUCGAAUGUACUCUUAUUCCUGUGGGCGAUCCACAUAUGAAGGUCGAAUGGUUCCACAAUGGACAACCUCUUAGACACUCUUCUCGUUUCAAAAUGGUUUCCGAUUUUGGAUUCGUCGUUAUGGAUAUUGCCGGAGUUAUGUCGCAUGACACCGGAGAAUACGUAUGCAAAGCUAGCAACAAAUAUGGCGAAGAUUAUACGAAAGCGACCAUUAAAUGUUUCGGAAAAAGUGGAGUAUACCUCGAUUCUCUUCAACCUGAUUCUCUCGCUAGAAUUCGCGAACUUGAAAGCUACGGCGGUGAACAACCGACUACUCCAACUACUCCUAUUGCCGAACCACCCAAGUUUAUCACGCAAAUUGCAGACAUUACAAAACUCGUGGAAGGACAAUCUGCUCACUUCGAAGCCAGACUGACUCCUGUCAAUGAUCCAGACUUGAAAGUUGAAUGGUACUACAAUGGUAAAAAGCUACCUCACGGCCAUCGUUAUAGAACUUUCCAUGAUUUCGGUAUCGUCAUUCUCGACAUACUUUAUUGUUACGAAGAAAAUUCCGGUGUAUACGAAUGCAGAGCCUUCAACAAGUACGGCGAAGAUACGACUAAAGCGACAUUGAAAUGUUUUUCAAAAUCCAGCCUUAUUUUGGAAUCCCAAUUACCAAAAGGAAUGGAAGGUGGUUUAGAGAAAAUCCAAACCCUCGAGGACUCUAUGAUUCGUACUAGAGACGAGAAAACAGUUGAAGAACGUGGUAAAGCUCCAGUUUUUACUGUACCUUUAAGCAACAUCGAUGGUCUUCGGGAAGGAGAAAGUGCUCACUUUGAAGCCAGACUUACACCUACGGAUGAUCCAAGAUUAAAGGUCGAAUGGUUCUGGAACGGUAAACCGCUUCGAACAGGUUCACGCUUUCGAACAUUCUGUGAUUUCGGUUUCGUUAUCCUGGAGAUCUCACCAAUUUACCCUGAAGAUUCCGGAGAAUAUAGUUGUCGAGCAAUUAACGAUUACGGUGAAGCAGUAACCACUUGUACUAUGAAGUGUACAGGAAAACGCAGUAUAAUUCUUGAAUCACAAUUGCCAAAAGGCAUGGAGAGUACAAUAGAUAAGAUAGCUGAACUCGAAGGUCUUGGAAACGAACCUGGGCAACCAAGUCCCGACGAUGAUACAGGAAAGCCACCAGAAUUCAUCACUACUCCAUCGGAUUUAACGCUUGCAGAGAAUUCCUUAGCUCAUUUCGAAUGCAGGCUCGUACCUAUCAACGAUUCUAGCAUGAGAGUUGAAUGGUUCCAUAAUGGAAAGCCUCUUCUAGCUGGUACCAGGGUAAAAACCAUUCAUGAUUUUGGUUUUGUCAUUUUGGAAGUGGCCAAUUGCUAUCAACGAGAUUCCGGCCUUUACACGUGUAAGGCAACCAAUCGUCACGGAGAAGCUACGGUGUCCUGUAAGUUGCAAGUUCGUGGUCGUCAAGGUAUUAUUUUAGAACCACAAUUGCCUAGCAAUUUCAAGACCGGUACCGAAAGUAUUCAAAAACUAGAAGAAUCCCUCUACAAGAAAGAUGAAAUCCUUGCGGAAGAGGAAACUCCUAAUCCACCGAGAUUCAUAGUCGAAUUGAAAGAUAUCGAGGUCGAGGAAUCUGGCCCAAGUCACUUCGAUUGUAGAGUCGAACCGGUCGGUGAUCCGACGAUGCGCGUUGAAUGGUACCACAAUGGUCGGCCUUUCGCAACUGGCUCUCGCGUACAUCAAAUUAAUGACUUCGGAUUUAUUUCACUGGAUAUGUCUUAUACGUAUGCGAGAGACAGCGGUGAAUACGUCUGCAGAGCUACGAAUAAAUGGGGUACUGCGACUACCAAAGCAACCAUCACUUGUAAAUCUAAGAAGACGAUAGAUUUCGAUUCACAGCUACCAUCAGGUAUGAGUGGUGAAAAAUUAAAGGAGUUAGAACGUGGACCUAUCAGCGAGCCACCAGUCGAAGAAGCACCACGGGAACCUCCCCGUUUUAUUACUCAAAUUCAAUCGGCUACAGUCGACGAAUCAGAACCAGUUAGGUUCGAAUGCCGAGUGGAACCAAAAGAUGAUCCUAAUUUACGCAUCGAAUGGUAUAGGAAUGGAAAAAUUAUUCCUGCAGGGCAUAGAUAUAGAACUGUAUAUGAUAUGGGCUUCGUAUCCAUGGACAUUUUAUACGUAUAUCCUGAGGAUUCUGGUGAAUACGUAUGUAAGGCCAUCAAUGAUCUUGGUGAAGAUACCACUAAGGCAUCUGUAUCUUGCAAAAAACUUCCAAGUAUCAUCCUCCAGAAUCAAGUACCAAAGGGCAUGAAGAAAUCGGAAGCUUUGAUGCAAAUGGAAGCGACUAUUAAAAAAUAUACAUCCGAAGUUCACUUAACCGAAGAUGAUCUCUAUGAUGCCGAUAAGAAACAACCACCGCGUUUCGUUACACAAAUUCAGGAUCAAACGGAACUUGUCGAAAUGAACAGCACUAAAUUCGAAUGUCAAUUGGCACCAGUAGGUGAUCCAAAUAUGAAGGUUGAAUGGUUCUUCAACGGCAAACCACUACCACAAAAGAACAGAUUUACGCCGAUAUACGACUUCGGUUACGUUGCUAUGAACUUUGGUUGGGUCUAUCCGGAAGAUAGCGGAGAGUAUCUCUGCAGAGCGACUAACUUGUAUGGAAUGGAUGAAACUAGAGCGAUAAUUCGAACCGCAGGAAAACCUGGUAUCAUUUACGAGUCUCAGUUACCGAAGGGCAUGAAGAGUAUUGAAAAAAUACGAGAAAUGGAAGCCGCAUGGCAGAUUGUUCCUGAAGAGGAGGGCGAAGAAGAAAAAGUACGUGCACCACCAGUGUUUGUGAGCAAACCAGAACCAGUUACCGUUGAAGAAGGCGACUGGUCCAGAUUUUGCUGUCGCGUUACAGGCCACCCAAGGCCACGAGUUAUGUGGAUACUCAAUGGACACACUGUCGUUAACGGAUCGCGUUACAAAUUAACCUACGACGGCAUGUAUCAUCUUGAUAUACCAAAGACUAGACAGUACGAUCAUGGAAAGGUCGAAGUAAUCGCAAGAAGUUCCGUUGGGGAAUCACGUACAGAAACUUUCUUAACGGUUAAGCAGCGAAGCGACGACUAUCGUGGGGUAUUGAAGAAUUCACCUAGACCUUGGUACGAUUAUGGGCUAACCCAAUACCAGUCGGAGAGACAGAACACAGAACUCGAGCGUGUGUUCGAGGAACGUCACCAAACCGUUUCUCAAGGCAUUGAGAUUGCGACCGAACAUCUUGGGCAAAAGGUCUUUAAAGAACCUGAAGCCGAAUGGCAGAAAUCGGUAAAGAACAAAAAGAACGAGGACUAUUAUCAAAAGUUGAUGAGCUUGGAAGAGGAGCAAGUGUUGAAGGAAUCUAGAUUGAGAGAAACUUCCCAUCAGUUCGCCAUUCCUGGUGACAAAGUGGUAUCUCAUUCCGUGGCUAAAGGAAUGGCUCAGAAAUAUCAGGAAAGUCUUGAAACGCAAGACACGAAAAUACAAGAAACAACUCAAGUGACACCACCACCACAGCCUAAAUUCGCAAAGAAACCGCAUGUAACUGAGGUAGAUAUCGACACUGAGCGUUUAAAGGGCACAGGAAGACCUCCCCCGGAACCUUCGGAAUCUUUGGUUCAUGGACGGGAGGUUCACGUGGCAAAACAAAAACAGACCCAGAAAGAGGUAAAGGGUGACUUAGAAAUAACAAGGAAAAUAACAGCUACUGAAACGACGGAAGUCGAGCACAAGGCCAAGACUCAAGAACGCGUGGUCCAAGGACAAAUGAAACCGGCAAAGCCGCCCGUUUUCACGAAGAAGAUUCAACCAUGCAGAGCCUUUGAACAAGAACAAGCGAGAUUCGAGGUCGAAUUCGAUGGAGAUCCAUUACCAACCAUAAAAUGGUACAGAGAAGACUUCCCGAUCCAGAACUCACCGGAUCUUCAAAUCUACACGUUCAGCACCAAGUCGGUUUUAAUUAUUCGUCAGGUCUUUAUGGAAGAUUCUGCAGUAUUUUCCGUUAUCGCUGAAAAUCGUGGAGGCAAAGCUAAAUGCAGUGCCAAUCUCGUUGUCGAGGAACGUAGAAGACAACCUGGAAGAGGUGGAGUCGUACCACCUAGUUUUCUAUCUACCAUACAAAAUACUUCGGUAACAACUGGACAAUUGGCCCGUUUUGAUGCCAAAGUCACUGGCACCAAACCUUUAGACGUUUACUGGUUGAAGAACGGCAAAAAAGUGACGGCUGAUAUCCGUUACAAAACUUUGGAAGAGGAUAACAUUUACACUCUUCUUAUUUUGGAAACUAUACCAAAUGAUUCAGGUAAAUACGAAUGCGUCGCUAUCAAUAGUGCCGGCGAGGCACGUUGCGACGCCGAAUGCACGGUUCGUGGACCUCAGUCGCCAACAAAGACCGCAAAACCAACAACGCCUGGUGUAGAGAAGGCACCUUCUGUUCUGGAACCUCUUAAAGAUCAAACGAUUAAAGAAGGAACGUCCGUAGCGUUCGCUUGCAAAAUAACAGGAAAGCCUGUACCUACUGUUCAGUGGAAGAAAGGCGAUAAGGUUAUCAAGCCAUCAAAGUAUUUCCAAAUGCAAAAAGAUGGUGAUCUUUGCACUUUGAAAAUCACAGAAGCCUUUCCCGAGGACGAAGGUGUUUAUAAAUGUAUUGCCAAAAAUCCUGCCGGCGAUGUUACUACUUCAGCAAAUUUGAGAGUUCUUGCCCCAGAUGCGGCUGAUGUUUUGCCAAAAUUAUCGCCGCUGAAAGAUCAAAUAGUUUCGGAGGGACAACCAGCACAAUUUAAAACUCAGGUUACUCCAGCGAAACCAAAGCCAACGAUUCAAUGGUACAGGGAAGGUGCCCUUAUACCACAGUCGCCCGAUUUUCAGAUGAUUCACGAGGGCAACAAUGCUGUACUAUUAAUUGCAACAACUUACGAAGAGGACACUGGCACUUUCAGCUGCAGAGCUACGACCUCAGCCGGUACCGUAGAAACCUCUGCGAAACUCAUCGUCAAAAAACGGAAAGGGACUUAUUACGAGGUCCCUGCCGAAUCGGGCCCAGGUUUAAAAGCUGGGGAGAAAAUUUUUGAUGGUCUAGAAAAAGGGAAGGAUGUAAUAUUGAAACCAUUGCUUCUGGAUGAAGAGGGUUUACCUCUUCAACCCGGAGAUGAAUCAUUACCUUGGCGAAGAGGUCGAGUAAGUCAUCGACCUCGACCUACGAAUGUUACUCCCUGGAGGAGGGAAAAACCAAAAUCGAGAGAUGUAUCAUUGGACAAAUUAGAAUCGGUUGAGAGUAAAAAGAAACCUUGGACGGAAGAACAAAUCGUCUUGAAAAAGACCCCUCAAACAACGCGUGACAUUCCGAAAGAAAAAUUGGAACAAGUUGAACUGAAGCCUACGAAGAUUGAUAAAAUAGAGAUAAGACGUCCUAGUCAGGAAACGAUAACAUUGAAACCAGUAACCAAAGAUUUAACGUUAAUUAGGAAAGAGAUCUCUGACACUUCAUAUGUCGAUGAAGUUUCAAAAGAUGUGUACGUUGAGGAAGAAGAUGCUAAACGUUUAAAACUAUCACGCAGGGUGGAUGAAUCGGUUCUCAGGAAAGAUGAAGAAAAACCUAAGCCAUGGACCGAAGAAAAAAUUACUCUUAAGAAAAGCGAACCUGUUAAAAAGCCAGUUUCGAAGGAAACGAUUGAAAUCGACUUAAAGCCAGCUAAAACGGAAAAGACAGUUAUGAAGAAAGAUGAUAAAAUCGAAUACGUAGAACAAGAAGACACCACACUUUUAGAUGUAUCUAAGAUAUCCGAAGAGAAGAGAAUUACAAAAGAAAAAAUUGUUACUGAAAAAGUAGAACAACCUAAACCUUGGACGGAAGAAAAAGUCACUUUAAAGAAAGCUAAGGUCGAGAGAAAAGCAUUAAUCAAAGAAACACCAGAAACUGUUGAACUUAAACCGACUAAACCUGUUAAAACGGAAGUGCAGAAAUCAAUACUCGAAGAAGUUGAUCUCAAGCCAGUCACUAAGACGACUACGGAAAUAACUAAGGAAGACAUUCGAAAGGAUGAAUAUCGUGAUGAAGAGAGUAUCAAAUUACUUCGCAUAUCUACUGACGUAAAAGAAACAAAAAAAAUAGAUAAGGAGGAAGUUGAAGCUAAACCUUGGACCGAAGAAAAGAUCACGUUGAAAAAAGCAAGACCAGAUAAAAAAGACAUUCCUAAAGAGGAAGUCGAAAAGGUCGAUUUAAAGUCUCCGAGGAAGGAAACGAUUGAUAUCAAGAAGCCAAGCAUAAAAGAUAAAACAAUCGAAAAGAAAUUAAUACCAGAAGAAACUGGUCCAUAUACCGAGGAAGAGGAUACAACAAGAUUGACUGUCACUUCUGAUACGAAAACCAGUGUUCAAACUGAAUCUAAAAUUAAAAAGACAGAUAAAAUACCUCAGGUAGCCGAAACGAAGCCAUGGACGGAAGAAAGGGUAACAUUAAAGAAGACAAUGGUAGACAAAAAGGAAGUAAUAAAAGAAACCCUAGAAGAAGUUUCAUUAAAAUCAAUAAAGCCAGAAAAGAAGGAAACGACAAAGAAAAUCACGAAAACGAUGGAAGACAAAACUACGGAAUAUGUCGAAGAGCAGGAAGACAGUAAAUUUUUAAAUAUUCAGAAAGAUACUACGGUAGAACAACGUAAAACUGAAGAAGCUGUACCGUGGUCAAGGGGUAUUAAAAAAUCAAAAGAAAAGAUGCCAUACGAGGAAAAAGAAGAUAUAACUACUCUUCAAAUUGGCAGAGACAUAGAAAGUGUAAAGAAGGAAGUUAAGGAAGAAACACCAGUACCAUGGAUAAGAGGAAAGAAACCAUUAGACAAAGCACCUUACGUUGAAGAAGAAGAUCAUACUAAAAUAACAACUGAUAAGAUAGAAGAGACUGAACAAGUCACUCAAAAAGAGACGGCUGUUCCAUGGAUUCGAGGUAAAAGGCCAAAGAAGGAAGAUGUACCUAAAGAGCAGGAAAGUCCUAGCGAGGAAAUAUCUCAAGUUCCUUGGCUCCGUGAUAAAAAAUUGAGUCGUACAAUUACGAAGAAAAAAGAAGGGGAGGAAGAAAAAGUACAGGAGGAAGUAAUAUUGAAACCUGUUAUACGACAAAAGCCAGAAGAAAAGGAAGAAGAAAAGAAACAGCCACAAAAGAAAACAGAAAUUACCAUGCCAAUUAGACCUCAGGAAACUCUCGAGGAAGCACCUCUGGAUUCGUCUAGUGCUCCUUGGCGUCGUACAAUAAAAACAAAAUCUUCUGUACCGGAAUUACCGGAAACUGAACAUAUUCCUUCAAAAGUAGAAGAAACAAAACAAAUAAUUAAAAAAGACGAACAGGUAAUCGAAGACUUUAGAACGUUAAGUUUAAAACCUACUAGACGUAGUAGCCGACCACUUGAACAAGAAGAAAUGGAGAAACCAACGCUUAAGCCCGUCGCUCCAAUUCCGCAGGAACAAUUGAAACCAGAAAGAUCGGAACAGCUUGUAAAUGGAGAAAAGAUCGAAGAAAAGACCGAGCUUCCUUGGAGGCGAGGAAGAAAACUUUCGACAAAACUAAUACCAGACAGUAAAGCUGAAGUUGAAAUUCCAGUAGAACACAUUCCUAAAGAGCAAGACAAAGAAACAUUAAAAACUGAAACGAGGAAGCAAAUUGAAGAAAUUCCAGAUCAGACAAAGAUUACGUUGGUCACGAAACGAAAGGUUCCAGAAGAGGUUAAACCAGAGGAAGUAACAUUGAAACCUGUUAAACGAAUUCCUAAAGAAGAAGAAGCAAAAGGAGAGAUAACUUUGAAGCCUAUAGGCAGGAAAAAACCAGAAGUAGAGGCUCCAGAAGAAGUUAAACUUAAACCUGUGAGGAAGGAAAAGAUUCCAGAGGAAACGAAACCAGAGGAAGUUAAGCUGAAACCGGUCAGAAAACAAAAAGUUCCAGAAGAAGUGAAACCAGAGGAAGUGACAUUGAAACCUGUUAAACGAAUUCCCACAGAGGAAGAAACAAAAGAAGAGAUAACUUUAAAACCUAUAGAUAGGAAAAAACCAGAAGUAGAAGCUCCAGAAGAAGUUAAACUUAAACCUGUGAGGAAGGAGAAGAUUCCAGAGGAAACGAAACCAGAGGAAGUUAAAUUGAAACCGGUCAGAAAAGAAAAGGUUCCAGAAGAAGUGAAACCAGAGGAAGUGACAUUAAAACCUGUUAAACGAAUUCCCAAAGAGGAAGAAACAAAAGAGGAAAUAACUUUGAAGCCUAUAGGCAGGAAAAAACCAGAAGAAGAAGCACCAGAAGAAGUUAAACUUAAACCUGUGAGGAAGGAGAAGAUUCCAGAGGAAAUGAAACCAGAGGAAGUUAAGCUGAAACCAGUCAGGAAAGAAAAGGUCCCUGAAGAGGUGAAACCAGAGGAAGUAACAUUGAAACCAGUUAAAAGAAUUCCCAAAGAAGAAGAAACAAAAGAAGAGAUAACUUUAAAACCUACAGAUAGGAAAAAACCAGAAAUAGAGGCUCCAGAAGAAGUUAAACUUAAACCUGUGAGGAAGGAAAAGAUUCCAGAGGAAAUGAAACCAGAGGAAGUUAAACUGAAACCGGUCAGGAAAGAAAAGGUCCCUGAAGAGGUGAAACCAGAGGAAGUAACAUUGAAACCAGUUAAACGAAUUCCCAAAGAAGAAGAAACAAAAGAAGAAAUAACUUUAAAACCUAUAGAUAGGAAAAAACCAGAAAUAGAGGCUCCAGAAGAAGUUAAACUUAAACCUGUGAGGAAGGAGAAGAUUCCAGAGGAAACGAAACCAGAGGAAGUUAAAUUGAAACCGGUCAGAAAAGAAAAGGUUCCGGAAGAAGUGAAACCAGAGGAAGUGACAUUGAAACCUGUUAAACGAAUUCCCAAAGAGGAAGAAACAAAAGAGGAAAUAACUUUGAAGCCUAUAGAGAGGAAAAAACCAGAAGAAGAAGCACCAGAAGAAAUUAAACUGAAACCGGUCAGAAAACAAAAGGUUCCAGAAGAAGUGAAACCAGAGGAAGUGACAUUGAAACCUGUUAAACGAAUUCCCAAAGAGGAAGAAACAAAAGAAGAGAUAACUUUAAAACCUAUAGAUAGGAAAAAACCAGAAGUAGAAGCUCCAGAAGAAGUUAAACUUAAACCUGUGAGGAAGGAGAAGAUUCCAGAGGAAACGAAACCAGAGGAAGUUAAAUUGAAACCGGUCAGAAAAGAAAAGGUCCCAGAAGAAGUGAAACCAGAGGAAGUGACAUUGAAACCAGUUAAACGAAUUCCCAAAGAAGAAGAAACAAAAGAAGAGAUAACUUUAAAACCUAUAGAUAGGAAAAAACCAGAAAUAGAGGCUCCAGAAGAAGUUAAACUUAAGCCUGUGAGGAAGGAGAAGAUUCCAGAGGAAACGAAACCAGAGGAAGUUAAAUUGAAACCGGUCAGAAAAGAAAAGGUUCCAGAAGAAGUGAAACCAGAGGAAGUGACAUUGAAACCUGUUAAACGAAUUCCCAAAGAGGAAGAAACAAAAGAGGAAAUAACUUUGAAGCCUAUAGGCAGGAAAAAACCAGAAGAAGGAGCUCCAGAAGAAGUUAAACUGAAACCGGUCAGAAAAGAAAAGGUUCCAGAAGAAGUAAAACCAGAGGAAGUGACAUUGAAACCUGUUAAGCGAAUUCCGAAAGAGGAGGAAACAAAAGAAGAGAUAACUUUAAAACCUAUAGAUAGGAAAAAAUCAGAAGUAGAGGCUCCAGAAGAAGUUAAACUUAAACCUGUGAGGAAGGAAAAGAUUCCAGAGGAAACGAAACCAGAGGAAGUUAAACUGAAACCUGUCAGAAAAGAAAAAGUUCCAGAGGAGGUUAAACCAGAGGAAGUUAAAUUAAAACCUGUUAAACGAAUUCCUAAAGAUGAAGUAACGAAAGAAGAGAUAACAUUGAAGCCUAUAGAGAAGAAGGAAACUAAAGUAGAAGUACCAGAAGAGGUAAAGUUGAAACCUCUGAUAAAAGAAAAGAAACCCGAAGAAGCCAAGCCUGACGAGAUUAUUCCUGUCGCUGUUGUUGAAAAACCUGAUGAAGAGAAACCAGAUGAAAUUAGUAUUUUACCCUGGCGACGGACUCGUAAAGCAAAGAAAGUAGUUGAUUUUAAAGAAGAGGUUACUGUAGUACCAAUUGAUCAAGAACAGAUGAUAACAGAAAUACACGAAGAAAAAGAAAUAUCUGAAUUGAAAGUAGCAACUGUAAUUGAAGAAAGAGAAGUCAUAAUGCCUAAACCACUUCCUGAAAAGGUUACGGAAGUAUCAGAAGAAAAGAAAAUAGAAGUUAGUGAGAAAAAGGUAAUGCCAUGGCGAAAAGCUAGGAAACCUGAGAAGAAAACCGAAGAGAUUCUACAGGUCGAACAAAUACACGAGGAGAAAAAGGUAGAUGAAGAUUUGGUUGAAAAGACUGAAAUUUCCUGGAGAAAAAUAAAACGGAAACCAGAGGAAACAAAAGAAGAUGAGAAGUCGUUGGAUACUAUUGAAAAGGUCAUCGAAAGUGUAGAAGAUGUAACGAAGAAAUUGAAACCUGAAGAACAAAAACCAAUUAUGAAAGCCGUAGAAAGAGAAGAUGUGGUAGAGGAAGUAACUGUUGAGACAAUAAAGAUGAAACCAGAAAAGAAAGAGGAAAAGAGAAAAACAGAACCAAUAAAAUUAGAAAUAGCUCCUGAGAAACCCGAAGAAACGGAAGAAAUUAGCACCGAUUUGGUAUUGAAGAAGCCUAAGAAGAAAGAUAAACCUAAAGAAGAUAUUACUCCUGUAAUUGUCGAGGAGAAGCAAGUAAUUGCAGAAGACAUUGUUACUUCUGUUCAAGAUUUCCAAAUAACUCGUAAAGAAAAGAUAAUCAAAACCGAUAAGAAACCGGAAGAAAUUGUCCAAGAUGAUUACAAAGUUGAAAAAGUAAUUCAGGAACGUGUCACAGAAGAAACUAAGCGAAGACGUAGACAACAUACACAAGUCGAUAUACCGAUUAUAGAUAAAGAUAAAACAAUUGCGCCAAGGUUCAUCCAGAAGCUACAACCAAUUGUUGCGGAACUUGAACAACCCGCUAAAUUUACGUGCACCGUCGUCGGUAAUCCAGUCCCCGAAAUUUCUUGGUAUAGAAAUGAGCAAGAACUUCAUGCAAGUGAAAAAUAUAUUAUGACGAUAUUUGAAACAACGGCUACUUUGGAAAUUACCAAGGUGAAAGAAGAAGAUGCAGGAAUGUAUUCUUGCAGAGCAUCGAAUCCGGCAGGAGUUGCAACGUCUACAGUGAAUCUCGUCAUCUUUGAAAAAGAAGAGGAAGGUGUUGCUCCUCACUUCUCUACUCCAAUCAAGCCACUUAUGGUCGAAGAACAUAAACCAGCAACGCUCGAAUGCGUUGUUACUGGUACGCCAGUCCCUGAAGUAAAAUGGUAUAGUGGUGAUAAAGAAAUUAUACCAAAAAAAGGAACGGAAAUAACGUUUAAUCCGGAAACAGGAGAAGCUAAAUUAAUUAUCCUUGAACCUACGCCACAGGAUGAAAUAACUUAUCGCGUACGUGCCGUAAACAAAUUCGGUCGGGCAGAAUGCAGAGCCAAUCUGGUUAUAAGCAAUAUCGUUAAAAUUUCCAAACCAGAGGUAAUGCAAGCUCCUACAAUAAUAAAACCUUUGCCAGCAUUGGUGGCAGAACGGGGUAAACCUCUAAAGUUAACGGCUGACUUCGAAAGCAAGCCGAAACCAGAAGUAAAAUGGUAUCGCAACGGAAUCGAAAUUACACCUGGCGAAAACCGUGUGAUAAAGAUUUAUGAAAAUAGUGCAGAACUGUUGAUACCUUCACCCGUUAAAACAGACGGCGGAAAAUAUGAGAUAAGAGUACAAAAUCCUGCUGGAGAAGCUCGAAGUUCCGGUUCGGUUACCGUAAAAGAACGCGAAGAUAAAUUAGACGAGGUGAAAGCUCCACGAUUUAUUGAACCUAUACAACCGCAAAUAGUCACAGAAGGGGAAGUUGUAAUCAUGGAAGCACGAGUAGAUUCUUAUCCAGCAGCCUCCUUUCAGUGGUUCUACGAAAGUCGUCCCCUCGAAUCUACGGCACAGAUGAGAAUAGUUACGAAGGAAAAUAGAUCGGUAUUACUGGUGAAAGAGAUCAAACCAGAAUUCGCAGGUACGUACACCUGUCGUGCUGAGAACGUAGGUGGAUCAGUUACGUGUACGGCUACCGUUAAUCUUCUCGACACAACGUGGGAGGAAGCUACUGAAUUAAUAUCACCAACAUUCGUGAAAAGAUUAUCACCUGUUAGAGUGAUGGAUGGUGAGAGCGUAAAUCUAACGUGUGUCGUAGAAGGUAAACCAACGCCAAAAGUCGAAUGGUAUCACGAUGACAAACUGAUCAAAGAAGGCAAAGAAAUAACUAUUUUGCAAGACACCGAAGGCGUAUGUAGUCUUGCAAUUACGGAGGUAUUCCCCGAGGAUGCAGGUCAAUAUACGUGUCGUGCUGUAAAUCCUAUUGGUGAGGCUGUCUGUACAUCGUCGCUUGUCGUCGAAGCAUAUGAGUACGUACCAGAUUCAGAGAUUGCAUCGUCGAUCGUUGCAACGUCUCUUACCACAGGACAAAGUGGUUCGGAAGAAGACCUAUUAUCGCCAAAGGAGACGCCUCUCUUCGAUACUGAUACAGAGGAGUCUGCUCCAGAAAUAAUAAAGAAACUUCCUCAGUUAAUUCCUACCAAAGAUGGAGAAUUAACCAGACUGGAAGUAAAGGUCAAAGGGAAGCCGAAGCCAGAAGGAAAAUGGUACAAACAAGGAGUGGAAAUCGUAUCGUCUCAAGAAUUUCAAAUUGAAGAUUUUGAAGAUGGAACUUCGGUACUAACAAUCGCAGAAACUUAUCCAGAUGACACCGGUGAAAUUGUAUUUGAAGCGCAUAAUCCUCUUGGAGUAUCUACCACAAUGACGUAUUUGUCCGUAGAAGGUAUCCUCGGGACGAAAGAAUAUAGGAAACCAGAAUGGGUGACCCAAAUGGAGGAGAUGCAAGAAGCUCUUAAAGCCACGCAAUCCAUACCACGAUUUAUUCAAGAAAUAACAGACGCUUAUGUAAAUGAAGGAGAAAAGGUCGUGUUCGAAUGCAUAUAUUCCGGUAAUCCUGUUCCAGACGUUGUUUGGUACAAAAAUGAUAAAUUGAUAAUGAAUACGGACAAUAUCAAAAUCCGUAUGCUCGACAAUGAGAAGAAAAGUUCGCUUAAUAUUUUGAAAGCUACUCGAGAGGACGAAGCUGUUUAUGUUUGUAAAGCUACAAGUGAGAUUGGUCUGACGAUAACAAAGGCCAAAUUACGCGUAACUGGCACUGAAACCGACUGGAAGCCGAUGUCGGAGGAUGAAGCUGAAGAGGUGGUAGAGGUUAAACAGAAGAAAGAAGUACACAAAAAGAAGAAACCGGAAUUGAAGAAGGCAAAAGAACUGAAAGAAAAAAUCAAGACAGAGCGUGUAAAAGUCGAUAAGAAAGAGAUCGUUAAAGAGGAGCCGAUAAGCAAAGAACAGCCUGAAGAUAAAAAAAUUGCCGAUAUCGGAGAAACCCAAGUACUCGAAAGUGCAACGACCUUUGAAGAGAAGACAAAAGAGGUUUCUCGGGCUAAGAAGAUCGUUCCUAUUCAGGAACCCGUGAUAACCGAAGCUACGCCUUCGUUGAAGAAGAUCGAUGACCGAAAAUCACGAGAAAUGGUAUCGACUAAAGAAAAAGCAAAGCCGGUAAUCGAGGAACGUGAGAGUAUGGUAGUCGUUUCCGAAAUAAGACCAGAAGACGUUGCAACUGAUUUCAAAGUAGAGAAAACAGUCGAUCGUGCGAGCGAGGUAACAUCAGAGGCAUUCGAGACAAUUUCUGUAUCGGAAGUUCGUACGGAAACGAAGCAAAAGAAAGCGAAGAAGGUGAUCGGUCAUGGACAAGUUGAGGUAACGCUGGUGAAAACCGAAGAGAUCAUCGAAGAGAAGCCAAAGAAAAAGAAGAAAGGUGAACAGAAGGCAAGAAUUCGUGAAGAGAUAACUGUGGAAGAGAUCCUUGAAAAAGAAAGAGAGCACAUAGCGCGAGAAGUCGAGGAAAUCCUUGAGGUGCUUCAGGCUAAGGAAUUUGGACCCGGUGAAAGUCCUUUACGCGAAUUGGCUACCAUCGGUUAUCUUGUACGGCAGGGUGUUUCGGUUACGGAAAUAAAUGAGAGUCUCUACACAACCGACAAGUUCCCUGCCUUGAGAACACCGGACGCUCAAAACGCUCUAGUCCAAUUAGUUGAACGCGAAGGUCAUGGGCCUCUUAUCAGUCAAGUAUUAACCGAGGAAACGACUACCGACGAGAGCAUCGUAGCCGCAACUAUUGGCUUCAGGGCUUUUAUGAGAAUGAUCGAAUUACAACAUGCCACGGUGGAAGAGGUCAUUACGCACUUUGUACCCGAAGACUUCCGUCCACGUGCUUGGGAGGUCACAGAAGUGGCUGAGGUUGAAACCGAGCAACGCGUUAUGGAAAGAAUCGAUGCCGUCCAUAAGACAGAAGUCCAUAUCAUGGAAAGAAGAGACGAGAGGAAAGCCAUUCACGUGCAGGAUAUUCAAGAAAUUAAAGAAUACGAGGACACACGGCAGGCACACACAACACUACGCAAGCGAAAAGAUAGAAAACCGAAGGAUCGCAUUGAAGAUAAACCGCAGGAUAGGGAUGAGGGGGUUCAGGUAUUAGAAAUCGAGGAAAUCCAAGAGAUUGAAAAGGAGAAGAAGAAAGAGGACAUAGAAGAAGAAAUUAUUGUCAUUGAAAGGGAUUCAAAGGGCAGACUGAUUCCAAAAGUAGAAAUAGAUAUUGUGAAAAAAGUGAAAGAGAAAAAAGAGGAAGAGAAAAAAGAGAUAGAAGAAGAAGUGAUAGAGGAAGAAAUAAUUCGCAAGCGUAAACAAUUAACUGCAAAGAGACCGGCUAUCGGUGAGGACGAAAUUCAAUUGGAAGAAGUAGAAGAAUUCGAAAUAAAACGAGAUAAAUCUAUGCCUUCUGUCGUAUUAAACGUACCUGGUCAACUUCACGAAGUAAUUCCUUUCAAUCGUACCGUCGAACAGGCUCCUGGUAAACCCAAAGUCGAGAAAGCUCAAUUAGCUGUAGAUACGGUUAGUGCGCUAACAGAACAUCUCCAACCUGUACAAGAAAAAGAAAUUGAUAGCGUUGAUGUGAGAAAACCAAUUGGACAAAAAGCAUCAGUUUCAGUUUCAACCGUGGAACCUUACUCUAUCACGGAAACUAAUAUUCAGGCUAUGGCUAGCGAAUUUUUAGAUACGUUUAAACCAAAUACUUAUGCGGCUACUCCAGGCGUUACGCCAUCCGAAAGUUUAGUAGUAAGUGAAAUAUUAACUAACGAUGCCGACUUGUCGGAUCUUACGUUGAGUAAACCAGAAGUUUCGAGAAGAGCCGAUACUAGUUUGACGUUACAAGAAGCUACAACGAUUUCUGAAACAAUGGUUAGUCAGAACGAAGUACCUACGGAAGAUUUUGUUUCGCCACUCGCGGUGAAAGCCGAGGAUAAUUUCUUGCCUCAAGUAGGACUUUCCGUCUACGAGGUUCAAGAAGGUUUGGUAGAAGACAAACUCGAACCUAUUAAAACUGUUCCUACGAAACCUAGGGUGAACGUUACCGCUACCGAACCAUUGAUCAUAGAGGAAGUAUGUGCCGAAGAUAAACCUGGAAAAUAUUAUCCAGAAUUAAUAGUACCUACAGAAGUCGCGAUACAAUCGGUCAUUGCACAGAAGCAAAGAGUUACAGAAGAAUUACAUGCUCCUGAAAAGGAGGGCGAGUAUGUGCCAGGUAAAUUGCCACCUAGUCAAAAAGCUCAGAUCGGUAUUUCUUAUGACAAUGAGACCGCUAUCGUUCAACAAAAUCUAAUCCAGGAAAGCGAGGGUAUUUUUGUUCCCGAUCGUAAAGCAGACACAUUCGAAGCAACGGAUAAAAUCACUUUGUUGGAAGGAGUCACAGUAUCUACCGUUGAUACACAACAGAGAGAAACAGAUCUAAAAGUAGAAGAAAGUAAAACUGUAAAAGCGGAUCUGAGCGUUAUCGAAAUUACUUCAGCUACGACAGUCGAAACAAUAACUUCGGAAAAAGAGCAAGAUUAUCAACCAGAUGAGAAGCCAGCUACUAAGCUUGCUGAAACAUCAAUCUCUACAUUAGAAAUAGGUUCUGUCACAAGCACGAUGGUGCAAGAAUCAGAGGGACCAUACACUAGCGAUCACAAACCAACAGCAUUUUUAGCAGAAACUUCAGUUAGACCGGAAGAAUAUUUACAGGUAUCUCAAGUUCAAACAGCCGAUUAUCCAUCAGAUUUUAAAGAUGAGUUAAAAUACGUAUCGGAAAGUGGGAGCGUAUCUGUCGAGUUAACAGAAGCUAAAAUGGUACACGAGACUCUUACGCACGAUAAGGAAUCAAAGUUGGAAGAAGCUGUAAAACCUGAAGAGCGUACAAUUUCAACCUCGUACGACGCAAUACGGGGCGUAGAAGUGUUCCAAACCACAUCGAUAGAAAAGGAAGCUGAAUUAAAGAUAUUCGAAUUACCAGAGUCUCAUCAUGGUAAAACCGUGCCAACUCAUCCAGUCAUAUCUCUACAAAUCGAGGAAACUCAUCCUGAAGAUAACGUAGGUGAAGUUAUCAAAGAAGUUCCAUCGUCAGCAGUGGCUGCAAUUGGCGCGAUAAGCUUGCAAGAAACAAUAGUAAAAGAAACAGUCCCGGCUGAAGGAUUAGCCCCGGUAAAAGAAGACAAGGUUGUUGAUAUGAAAAAGGCUGAAGUAGCAAUCGAUGAAAUAGAAAGCGUUCGUACUACCAUGGUCAUAACUAGUGAAAAAGAAGCCGAAUACACUACAGUAUCUAAUGUCAAAGGAGCAUUUGCUACAACAGAUUUUAUAACACAUAACGCCCCUAUAUCAGAGGAAGUAAGAACUGAAUCUCCUACAAAUGAAUUCGUUCCACACGAGAGACCCGCUUCAAGAACAGCCGAGGAAUCUCGAAUUCCUCUGGAAAGUAUUUACGUAGCGAUACAAGAAACUGCGGAGAAAGAGGAUAUUUAUAAUGUCGAUGUAAAACCAGAACAGAAAAUUGCAAAUGUAGAUUACACCGAAGCGAAAAGCGGAUUAAGCAUUCUUGAAAUCGUUACGCACGAUAAAGAGAUGGCAUAUGCUCCUAUGGAAAAGCCCAAGGAUUAUACCGUUCAAACAUCCAUAACAGGUCAUACCAUAGCAUCACAAUCAGAAACUUUAAUACAACAAUCUACUGGUUCUAUAAUUGACGAGACACCGAAAACAGGUAAAGCAAUUCAGCAACAGGAGGCUUUAGAAGAACUGAUUGUAACAGAAACCAACAUAGGGGAAACAGGGAAACCAAGAGAAACGGACGUACGUCCUAUCGAACAAAGCGCAGAUGUAGAACUUUGUACAAGGCCGGAUACGUUAAUGGUCAGUGAAAUUACGGCCAUGUUAAAUGAAGAAAAGUUAUCGAUCGAAGAAGUACCAAAAGAGCGGAAAGUAUCUAUGAACAUUAGCGUUACUCACGAAGUGGCAGAAAUGCAAGAAACUAUUAUCGCUAGUAACGUUAACAUUCUUAAGGAAGAAAAACCGAAAGAAGAAAGUGCAACUCAGCAACAAAGUGGUUUAAAUAUUGUAGAACAAACUGAAGUAUCAGUGUCGGAAAAAGAAUCACCAUUACAAGUGGACCUGAAACCAGAAACCAAAAAAGUGGGAGUGACUUUCGAAGAAGGAGAGGGUCUUGAAAUUGUCAUGACACAUCCUGAAGAAAAAGAAGGAGAACUUACUAAAGAUUUUAAACCAAAAGGCGUGGAAGCAAACGUAGAUAUUAUUACGCAAAUUGUGGCAUCCAAAUUCGAAAUAAUAAGCGAUACUGAUUUAUCUCAAUUACCGAUUGAACCUGCAAAAACCGCACAAUCGCAAACAACCUUUUUGCCGUUUGAAACUACCAUUUCUGAACAAGUUGAAACCACAGAGAAAGAAGCUCCGUUGUCUGAAAGUCAACCAUUCGAUAGAAAAGCUAAUCUUGAAUUUAUAAUGGGCGAGAGUGUAAUUGUUUCUUCGGUAAUUCCUGGAGAUAAGGAAAGCACUUUACCCAAAGAAGAAAAGCCAGAAUCGAAAUCUGUAAUGUUCGAUAUACCCACACACAUGGUAGCUGAAACAAGUGAAACGACUGCUACAGAUAACAUUGGUGAUUUCAAAAGAGCAGAAAUAUUAUCUGCUACAGCUACCACGGAUCACGUUACUUUUCGUAGUUUAAUCACGUCGGAAAUAUCAACCGGUGAUUUAGAACAACCUCUUCCUACGUUCAUCAAACCAGAGGAUAAAAUGAUUAAUGUUACCUUUGACGAAGAUUACGGCGUCACUAUAUUAGAAACUAUAACAUCCGAUAAAGAAAAGGAUUAUAUACCGGCAGCACCCAUUGAAGGUGAGAAAGCAAUAGCUGCUUUCGAUGCUCAUAAAGUUGCUCAACAGGAAGAAAUUACACCGACCACUCAUCCAGGAAUUUUGGAUAUCUCAGCUCUUACUACUGCAGCCGCCAAAGAAGAACGUUUACCGUUUGAAAGUAUUAUUCAAACGGAAACAAUUAUAUCAGAGACUGAAAAAGAAUUUCGAGAAAAGCCUAUUAUAGGUAAUAAGGCAGAAGUGGGAAUAAAUGAAUUAAUUUCUGUAACAGAAAGUACAGAAAUUGCGGCGCACAAAGAAGCUAUUCUUGAAAUUUCUGAGAAACCAGCCGAGAAGAAGGCUGAAUUUCAAAUAGUUGGUCACCCAAUCGCCGAGAAAGAAGAAAUUACUGUAGAUCUGAGUGUGGGAAAAGUAGAAGAUUCGAAGGUAUUAUCAGUUAUUGCAACGCCUUCGAAUGUUCCUUUAGAAACAAUAGUAACAUCGGAGAUACAAGCGACUGAAUCUGAAGCACCAUUCUCCAGGGAUAAAUUCCCUAUGCAGGCAACAGCAGAUUUAGCUCUAGUAGAGGAAAAAAGUAUACAAAUAUCUACAGUUAUUACCGAAGAUAAAGAAAGUGAAUACAAGCCAGGGGAAAUUCCUGAAGUUAGAAAAGCAGGAAAAUCUUACGUGGAGGGUCAUACGGUAGCUGAAACGAUGAUGCAAAUUUUGGACUAUACCACGGGAGAAUUAACUAAAGAAAUAUUAUCUACAUCAACGGUGAAAUCGGAACACAUACCUUUGAUACCGCUAAUCGAAUCACAACCAAUUGUUCAAGAAAGUGAAGAUCAAUUCCUACCAAUGUUAAUGCCAGAAAAUAAAACUGCAAACAUAGGUUUGGAAUAUGAUAGAACAAGUGUCACCAUAUCUCAAAUGACGACCGUUGAAAAAGAAUCUAUUUAUGUACCCGAAGAACAACCAUCGAAGCACUCAGCUCUUCCUGGAAUAGAUUCGAUUCAUGGAAUCGCAGAAACAACUACGAUAACUACUGAGGAUUCCGUUGGUGAGGUCGAUAUAAAGAAACCAGACGCAAAAACUGCAAUCGCUACACAAGAAGUGCAACAAAGUUUAUUAAUAACUCAGGAUAUCCCACAAGAUCAAGAAGCACCCUUCGAAGGAAAAUUCAAACCAACACCUCACGAAAUUCAUAUGUCCAUAGAAGAAGGUAAACGUGUUACAACUGUCACGGAAGUCAAUAUAUCGGACAAAGAAGAUACUCUUACCACUUUUCAAGAUAGAAGUCAAGAGGCCGUACCAGUUAUUAUUACAGGACACGAGGUUGCUGAAAAGACGGAAAUUGUAACUGAUUUGAGCACAGGUAAAUUGGACAUAGUUAAGCCGUCGUCGGCUACCGCUCAAAUUGGACAAAAGCCUUACGAAACGAUUCAAUUGACCGAAGAGAUUUUAGGUGAGAAAGAAAUAGAGACGGUAGAGAAAGUGCCAUUAACAUCGACUAAGGCACGCGUUGCUCUGGAUGAUAAUAGAUUCAUAGCGAUCACAGAAGCUACUAUUACGCAGGAUGUGGAAUCAGAACUUCUUCUAGAGAAGAAGCCUUCGGAGAAAACGGCAGUGCCUACGUUAGAUGCUAAAGAAGUUGCGGAACAUCUUGAAGUCAAUUUACGCGAAGGUCUUGGUACAUUACCCGAAGCAAUUAAACCAGCUGUAUCGGAAGCACAUCCUACCCAAUCUAUUUUAGAAUCUAUAAAUAUUAACGAAACGAUUCCCCAAGAACAAAGCGCUGUACUUUCGGAUAAAUUAGAAUUUGAUAAACGCAGCGCGGAAAUAGCUUUCGUCGAAGAAAAAAGUAUAAUAAUUGACACUGUGCUAACACAAGAUAAGGAAGAUAUCAUGACAAUACCAGAAUAUACGCAUAGUACUGCACAAAUAAAAUUAACGAAAAUUGGAAUGGAUGUUGCUGAAACGUCGGAAUUGUUGAUAGAACAAAGUACUGGUUCUGUAAAACCAUUUGAGAAAACUGAAAUGAAAGCCCACUCAAAACAAGAUGCAUUAGAGCCACUAAUCAUUGAAGAUAUUCCUAGUGCGGAAAGUGAAGGUAUCUUCGAUAAAUAUCCUAAAACAAUUUCUAGUAUUGCCGAUACCGUAUUUGAAGAGGGCCACAGUAUUUCGAUUACCGAGGUUACUUCGGCUGAGCUAGAAACAUCUUUAGAAACAAAAGAGCUUGCCUCUUCGCAAACAGCUUCUUCCACAAUCAUUACAGAACAUGGUACGAUUGAAACAACGCUCGUAGAAUCGCAAGUUAAUAUCCCUGAAAAAGACACUGAUCGUGGUGUGACACCGCAAAAAGCAACAGCACAUCGUGAUACAUUUGAAAGUAUUAUCGUAGAACAGAAUUUGGUCGAAGAAAGUGAGAAAACUUUUGAGGGUAUUUUUAAACCAUCGAUGCAAAAGGCAGACAUUGAUUUCCAACAGAACAAACCUUUGCAGAUUUCCGAAAUUAUUACCGAAGAUAAGGAAGACGUGUUCAAUGUCAUUCCUAAGCGACAAGAAGUGAAAGCUACAACUGAAAUUGGACUGUUUGAGACGGUACAAAAAUCUUUGAUAGAGGGUAUGCAAAGUGUAGAAGAGAUUCCCAAAGAACAAACGAUUUCCUCUCAAGCAACUUUAUCACAAAUUCCUAUCGAGGCCGUUAUUGAAACGGAAACAACAUUAGGUGAACGAGAGGAUACAUUCGAAGGGAAAGAUUUUAAACCAACUGAACAAAAAGGUAAACCUCAUUUGGAAGGUUUAAGUACGGUUACAGUUACUGAAAUUAUUUCAAAUGAGACCGAAGAGAUCUUGCCUGUGUCAACCGUUCCAAAAGAACAACAAGCACUUGCGAACCUGUUGAGUAAAGAGGCUAUUGAAACCUUACAAGUUUUAACUGUAGGAAGUGCUGAAGACAUAACGGAACAUAUUAAAUUCGAAGAAAAACAAACAAAAGUAGAAGUUGAAGAAUUGUCAAGCGUAUCUGUUUCUGAGAUAAUCUUAAAUGAAACGGAAGAUGCAUUAUUACAGAAAGAAGUUCCAAAGGACCAAACGGCUCACUUAAAUAUAUCAGGUAGAGAAGCAGCCGAAACAACCGAAGUGUUGAUUAGCACCGAAACGCAAGAUCUAAGUACACAAGUACCGAAAGAAGAAAAAGGUAAAGCGGGCUUGGAGGAAUUAACGCCUUUAACUGUAUCACAAAUAGUUUUGAACGAGGCUGAAAAAACUUUGCCUACUGCAGAAAUGCCUUUGGAAAAAGUCGCUCAACCUAGCUUGCUUGGUAGAGAUAUCGCUCAAAUUAGUCAAGUAUUUACUAUGGCAAGCACCGAGGAAUUAAUAUCAUCCCAAGAGCCCGAAAAGCACAAAGGUAAACCAGGUUUAGAAGAGUUAUCUUCAUUAACAAUAUCCCAAAUAAUAUCUCAGGAAAUAGAAGAAACGAUGCCUAGUCCAGAAGUUCCUACUGAAAGAGAGGCGCAAGCAAAUAUUUUUGGCCGAGAUGUAGCCCAAACGAUGCAAGUAAUGACUGUGUCCAGUGCAGAACAAUUGGUUGAAUCCAAAAUACCCGAUGAGCAAAAAGGUAGUCCAAGUUUUGAAGAAUUGUCACCUCUAACUAUCUCGCAAAUAUUGUCUAACGAAAUGGAAGACGUAUUGGCGGUAAUAGAAAAGCCUGCGGAGAAAACAGCACAACCAAGUUUAUUUGGCAGAGAUGUGGCAGAGACAAGUCAGGUAUUAACCAUGACAAGUGCAGAAGAACUUACCAAAUUAAUUAAACCGGAAGAACAAAAAGGAAAGCCUCAGUUAGAGGAAUUGUCCUCUCUAUUAGUUUCCCAAGUAGUUUCUCAUGAAACUGAAGAUGUUUUACCAAGUCCAGAAGUACCAAGCAAAUUUAUGGCAACAUCUUUACUCUCCGGCAGAGAAGUUGCCGAAACCAGUCAAAUUCUAUCCGUGAGUAAUGUCGAAGAAAUGGGAAAACCUGAAAUGCCAAAAGAGCAAAAAGGUAAACCUCAUUUCGAAGAAUUAACAUCAGUAUCCGUAUGUCAAAUAGUGUCAAAUGAAUCAGAGGAAACUUUAAUAAGUCCAGAAAAACCUGAUGAAAAGAUAGCAAAAACAAAGUUACUUACCAGAGAAGUAGCCGAAAAAACUGAAAUCUUGACGGUCUCCAAUGUAGAAGAAAUGCCGAAACUGGAGAAACCUGAAAGCCAGAGAAGAAAACCAGAAGUAGAUGAAUUAAGUUCGCUCGUAGUCUCUGAAGUUAUUUUCAGUGAAGCAGAAAAAACUUUGCCAAGUCCAGAUGUACCCACGGAACGUAAGGCAUUUCCAAAUAUGUUAAGUAUCGAGGCCGCAGAAAUAUCUGAAGUAUUGACAGUAACAAAUGUAGAUCAAUUAGAAAAGCCAAAACUACCAGAAGAACAAAGAGGUAAACCGCAAUUAGAAGAAUUAAGUUCACUAUCAAUUUCAGAAGUUGCGACCAGUGAAAUAGAGAAAGGUCUUCCAACUCCAGAAGAACCAAUUAAGCAAAUUGCUCAACCUAGUUUAUUUGGCAUACAAGUUGCUCAAAAAUCUCAAGUCAUAACAUCAUCAACGACAGAAAGUCUUGCUGAAAGUACCAUACCGGAGGCUAAAACUAUAAUACCUGAACAGAUACCUUAUGAAAGUUUCGAAGAAAUGCAAAUGGUCCCACAGGAAAGCGAACGUAAUCUUGUUAUCGACAAAACGAUAUCACUGGCGACAGCUGAUGUUACUUUCCGUACGUCCGAAAGUUUUGAAGUAACACAAAUUGUGACAACUGAAAAAGAAAGUAAACAAGAAGUUAAAGAAAUGAUAAAGGAAGUUAGUGCAUUACCUGACGUUGUGAAAACAGAAGUUGCUCUAAAAACUGAAAUUCAUGUUGAAGAUACAGCUUCGGAGUUUAAAAUUACAAAGCCGGAAAGUAAAAAAGCACAUGAGCUUGAAGAACCGAAGAAAAGUAUCAUUGUCACAGAAUUGGAAAAUGUUGGAGAAUGUGAAUCAGUCUUGCUUGAAUCCGUAAUGCCAUUUACAAAGGUAGCAAAUGUCUCAAUUGAAGCUGAUCAUCUGAAAAAUGUAAUAGAAACAACAGAAGCACCAGUGCAACAUGACACCACAAUCACAUUACCACACAAAACAAAACACGAUUUAACACAACAACCAUCGUACGAAUCUGAUACUGAGGUGACAGAAGAAUACACAACGAAAUUUAGGCGUGGCAGCAAGGACGAAGAUACUGCAGCUAUUAAAACAAAGAAAACAAUUAUACGAAAGAAGAAACCAUUGGGAAAAGAAGAAGAAAAUGUUGUCGUUAUCGAAGAAGAAUUGGACAACAUUAAAUCGACCUUACCACAGAUACCGAAAAAACAAUUUAUGUCAAUAGAAGAAAUAACAGACAUUGUAGAUCAGGAAGAAAUAGUACCAACAAAAAUAGAGGAAAUAGAGGAUAUUCCACUUGAAGAAGAUAAACGGCCGGAUAAGCAAAGGAAAGUACCUAAAAGAAAAGAAAAGAAAGAACGCUUCGUAGAAGAAAUAACGACAGAAGAGCUAAUAGAAAAACCAUUUAGGACAGCUACUGAAAUAAAGCAAGAAGAAGAGACAAUAAAAGAAACAAUUACAACCAAACCAAAAAAGAAAAAAGUUACUGAGACCAUUGGAACUAAAGAAAGCGUACAAGUAACACAGGCAAUAACAGAAGAACAACUAAAAGAAAUUCCUCAAGAAAUAAUAGAAAUUGUAGAAACUCCUACAACAAGAGUAAUAACAAAGAAGAUAACUAAGAAAGAUCAACCUACAACUAUAACAAAAGAAACUGUAGAGAAAACGACGGAGGAGAAAAAGAUUAUGGAAGAUCAGAAGAUAAUUGAAAUAACUGAGACUCCAUUGAAGAAAGUAAUCAAAAAGAAAAAGACAAGAAUCACUGAAGCUGGUGUACCUGAGGAGGUAGUGGAAGAGAUCGUCAUAGAAAAACCAAAGGAAGAACAGGCAAAACCACUUUUGGAAGAGUUAGAGGAAGCUAAAGAAGAAAAGCCAGAAGUAAUCGAAGUUACAGAAACGCCAACAAAGAAAAUAAUAAAAAGGAAAAAGAAGCCAACGAAGAAAGGGGAGGCAACUGUGAUAACAGAAGAAAUUAUAGAGAAAACUGGAGAUGAAACAAAGAUCAUGGAAGAACAACAAAUUGUAGAAAUUAUAGAGACGCCAUUGAAAAAAGUAAUCAAAAAGAAAAAGACAAGAAUCACUGAAGCUGGUGUGCCUGAGGAAGUAGUGGAAGAGAUCGUCAUAGAAAAACCAAAGGAAGAACAGGCAAAACCACUUUUGGAAGAGUUAGAGGAAGCUAAAGUAGAAAAGCCAGAAGUAAUCGAAGUGACUGAAACGCCAACAAAGAAAAUAAUAAAAAGGAAAAAGAAGCCAACAAAGAAAGGGGAGCCGACUGUGAUAACAGAAGAAAUUAUAGAGAAAACUGGAGAUGAAACAAAGAUCAUGGAGGAACAACAAAUUGUAGAAAUUACAGAGACGCCAUUGAAGAAGAUAAUCAAAAAGAAAAAGACAAGAAUAACUAAAGCUGGUGUGCCUGAGGAGGUAGUGGAAGAGAUCGUCAUAGAAAAACCGAAGGAAGAACAGGCAAAACCACUUUUGGAAGAGUUAGAAGAAGCUAAAGAAGAAAAGCCAGAAGUAAUCGAAGUUACAGAAACGCCAACAAAGAAAAUAAUAAAAAGGAAAAAGAAGCCAACAAAGAAAGGGGAGGCAACUGUGAUAACAGAAGAAAUUAUAGAGAAAACUGGAGAUGAAACAAAGAUCCUGGAGGAACAACAAAUUGUAGAAAUUACAGAGACUCCAUUGAAGAAAGUAAUCAAAAAGAAAAAGACAAGAAUCACUGAAGCUGGUGUACCUGAGGAGGUAGUGGAAGAGAUCGUCAUAGAAAAACCAAAGGAAGAACAGGCAAAACCACUUUUAGAAGAAUUAGAGGAAGCUAAAGAAGAAAAGCCAGAAGUAAUCGAAGUGACUGAAACGCCAACAAAGAAAAUAAUAAAAAGGAAAAAGAAGCCAACAAAGAAAGGGGAGCCGACUGUGAUAACAGAAGAAAUUAUAGAGAAAACUGGAGAUGAAACAAAGAUCAUGGAGGAACAACAAAUUGUAGAAAUUACAGAGACGCCAUUGAAGAAGAUAAUCAAAAAGAAAAAGACAAGAAUAACUAAAGCUGGUGUGCCUGAGGAGGUAGUGGAAGAGAUCGUCAUAGAAAAACCGAAGGAAGAACAGGCAAAACCACUUUUGGAAGAGUUAGAAGAAGCUAAAGAAGAAAAGCCAGAAGUAAUCGAAGUUACAGAAACGCCAACAAAGAAAAUAAUAAAAAGGAAAAAGAAGCCAACAAAGAAAGGGGAGGCAACUGUGAUAACAGAAGAAAUUAUAGAGAAAACUGGAGAUGAAACAAAGAUCAUGGAGGAACAACAAAUUGUAGAAAUUACAGAGACUCCAUUGAAGAAAGUAAUCAAAAAGAAAAAGACAAGAAUCACUGAAGCUGGUGUACCUGAGGAGGUAGUGGAAGAGAUCGUCAUAGAAAAACCAAAGGAAGAACAGGCAAAACCACUUUUAGAAGAAUUAGAGGAAGCUAAAGAAGAAAAGCCAGAAGUAAUCGAAGUGACUGAAACGCCAACAAAGAAAAUAAUAAAAAGGAAAAAGAAGCCAACAAAGAAAGGGGAGGCAACUGUGAUAACAGAAGAAAUUAUAGAGAAAACUGGAGAUGAGACAAAGAUCAUGGAGGAACAACAAAUUGUAGAAAUAACUGAGACUCCAUUGAAGAAAGUAAUCAAAAAGAAAAAGACAAGAAUCACUGAAGCUGGUGUACCUGAGGAGGUAGUGGAAGAGAUCGUCAUAGAAAAACCAAAGGAAGAACAGGCAAAACCACUUUUGGAAGAGUUAGAGGAAGCUAAAGAAGAAAAGCCAGAAGUAAUCGAAGUUACAGAAACGCCAACAAAGAAAAUAAUAAAAAGGAAAAAGAAGCCAACGAAGAAAGGGGAGGCAACUGUGAUAACAGAAGAAAUUAUAGAGAAAACUGGAGAUGAAACAAAGAUCAUGGAAGAACAACAAAUUGUAGAAAUUACAGAGACGCCAUUGAAGAAGAUAAUCAAAAAGAAAAAGACAAGAAUCACUGAAGCUGGUGUACCUGAGGAGGUAGUGGAAGAGAUCGUCAUAGAAAAACCAAAGGAAGAACAGGCAAAACCACUUUUAGAAGAGUUAGAGGAAGCUAAAGUAGAAAAGCCAGAAGUAAUCGAAGUUACAGAAACGCCAACAAAGAAAAUAAUAAAAAGGAAAAAGAAGCCAACAAAGAAAGGGGAGCCGACUGUGAUAACAGAAGAAAUUAUAGAGAAAACUGGAGAUGAGACAAAGAUCAUGGAGGAACAACAAAUUGUAGAAAUUACAGAGACGCCAUUGAAGAAGGUAAUCAAAAAGAAAAAGACAAGAAUAACUAAAGCUGGUGUGCCUGAGGAAGUGAUAGAAGAAUUGGUCAUAGAAAAACCAAAAGAAGAACAGGCGAAACCACUUUUGGAAGAAUUACAGGAAGCUAAAGAAGAAAAGCCAGACGUAAUCGAAAUUACAGAAACGCCAACAAAGAAAAUAAUAAAAAGGAAAAAGAAGCCAACAAAGAAAGGAGAGCCGACUGUGAUAACAGAAGAAAUUAUAGAGAAAACUGGAGAUGAAACAAAGAUCAUGGAAGAACAACAAAUUGUAGAAAUUACAGAGACGCCAUUGAAGAAGAUAAUCAAAAAGAAAAAGACAAGAAUCACUGAAGCUGGUGUGCCUGAGGAAGUAGUGGAAGAGAUCGUCAUAGAAAAACCAAAGGAAGAACAGGCAAAACCACUUUUAGAAGAGUUAGAGGAAGCUAAAGUAGAAAAGCCAGAAGUAAUCGAAGUUACAGAAACGCCAACAAAGAAAAUAAUAAAAAGGAAAAAGAAGCCAACAAAGAAAGGGGAGGCAACUGUGAUAACAGAAGAAAUUAUAGAGAAAACUGGAGAUGAAACAAAGAUCAUGGAAGAACAACAAAUUGUAGAAAUUACUGAGACGCCAUUGAAAAAAGUAAUCAAAAAGAAAAAGACAAGAAUCACUGAAGCUGGUGUGCCUGAGGAAGUAGUGGAAGAGAUCGUCAUAGAAAAACCAAAGGAAGAACAGGCAGAACCACUUUUGGAAGAGUUAGAGGAAGCUAAAGUAGAAAAGCCAGAAGUAAUCGAAGUUACAGAAACGCCAACAAAGAAAAUAAUAAAGAGAAAAAAGAAGCCAACAAAGAAAGGGGAGGCAACUGUGAUAACAGAAGAGAUUAUAGAGAAAACUGGAGAUGAAACGAAGAUCAUGGAGGAACAACAAAUUGUGGAAAUUACCGAGACGCCAUUGAAGAAGAUAAUCAAAAAGAAAAAGACAAGAAUCACUGAAGCUGGUGUGCCUGAGGAAGUAGUGGAAGAGAUCGUCAUAGAAAAACCAAAGGAAGAACAGGCAAAACCACUUUUGGAAGAGUUAGAGGAAGCUAAAGUAGAAAAGCCAGAAGUAAUCGAAGUGACUGAAACGCCAACAAAGAAAAUAAUAAAAAGGAAAAAGAAGCCAACAAAGAAAGGGGAGCCGACUGUGAUAACAGAAGAAAUUAUAGAGAAAACUGGAGAUGAAACAAAGAUCAUGGAAGAACAACAAAUUGUAGAAAUUACAGAGACGCCAUUGAAAAAAGUAAUCAAAAAGAAAAAGACAAGAAUCACUGAAGCUGGUGUGCCUGAGGAAGUAGUGGAAGAGAUCGUCAUAGAAAAACCAAAGGAAGAACAGGCAAAACCACUUUUAGAAGAAUUAGAGGAAGCUAAAGAAGAAAAGCCAGAAGUAAUCGAAGUGACUGAAACGCCAACAAAGAAAAUAAUAAAAAGGAAAAAGAAGCCAACAAAGAAAGGGGAGCCGACUGUGAUAACAGAAGAAAUUAUAGAGAAAACUGGAGAUGAAACAAAGAUCAUGGAGGAACAACAAAUUGUAGAAAUUACAGAGACUCCAUUGAAGAAAGUAAUCAAAAAGAAAAAGACAAGAAUCACUGAAGCUGGUGUACCUGAGGAGGUAGUGGAAGAGAUCGUCAUAGAAAAACCAAAGGAAGAACAGGCAAAACCACUUUUAGAAGAAUUAGAGGAAGCUAAAGAAGAAAAGCCAGAAGUAAUCGAAGUGACUGAAACGCCAACAAAGAAAAUAAUAAAAAGGAAAAAGAAGCCAACAAAGAAAGGGGAGGCAACUGUGAUAACAGAAGAAAUUAUAGAGAAAACUGGAGAUGAGACAAAGAUCAUGGAGGAACAACAAAUUGUAGAAAUUACAGAGACGCCAUUGAAGAAGAUAAUCAAAAAGAAAAAGACAAGAAUAACUAAAGCUGGUGUGCCUGAGGAAGUGAUAGAAGAAUUGGUCAUAGAAAAACCAAAGGAAGAACAGGCAAAACCACUCUUGGAAGAGUUAGAGGAAGCUAAAGAAGAAAAGCCAGAAGUAAUCGAAGUGACUGAAACGCCAACAAAGAAAAUAAUAAAAAGGAAAAAGAAGCCAACAAAGAAAGGGGAGCCGACUGUGAUGACAGAAGAAAUUAUAGAGAAAACUGGAGAUGAGACAAAGAUCAUGGAGGAACAACAAAUUGUAGAAAUUACAGAGACGCCAUUGAAGAAGAUAAUCAAAAAGAAAAAGACAAGAAUCACUGAAGCUGGUGUACCUGAGGAGGUAGUGGAAGAGAUCGUCAUAGAAAAACCAAAGGAAGAACAGGCAAAACCACUUUUAGAAGAGUUAGAGGAAGCUAAAGUAGAAAAGCCAGAAGUAAUCGAAGUUACAGAAACGCCAACAAAGAAAAUAAUAAAAAGGAAAAAGAAGCCAACAAAGAAAGGGGAGCCGACUGUGAUAACAGAAGAAAUUAUAGAGAAAACUGGAGAUGAGACAAAGAUCAUGGAGGAACAACAAAUUGUAGAAAUUACAGAGACGCCAUUGAAGAAGGUAAUCAAAAAGAAAAAGACAAGAAUCACUGAAGCUGGUGUACCUGAGGAGGUAGUGGAAGAGAUCGUCAUAGAAAAACCGAAGGAAGAACAGGCAAAACCACUUUUGGAAGAGUUAGAAGAAGCUAAAGAAGAAAAGCCAGAAGUAAUCGAAGUGACUGAAACGCCAACAAAGAAAAUAAUAAAGAGGAAAAAGAAGCCAACAAAGAAAGGGGAGCCGACUGUGAUAACAGAAGAAAUUAUAGAGAAAACUGGAGAUGAAACAAAGAUCAUGGAGGAACAACAAAUUGUAGAAAUUACAGAGACGCCAUUGAAGAAAGUAAUCAAAAAGAAAAAGACAAGAAUCACUGAAGCUGGUGUACCUGAGGAAGUAGUGGAAGAGAUCGUAAUAGAAAAGCCAAAAGAUGAACGGCUUAUACCUAUUACCGAUGUAGACGAAUCUAUAAAAAUUUCGGAAGUUCAAAUUGCAGAAGCCGUUGAUGUAAAUGCGGAGGUGUUUAUACAAAAAGACGUAGAUGAAGUUCCUCGUUUAAAGAAGAAGAAGAAGAAAGUUCCUAAGAAGGAUGAAAUAGAGGAGUGGAUAGAACCGGAAUAUGAAAAACCGAUUUUAGAACCAUUGCCGGAGAAUAUAGAGAGAGUUCCAAAAAAGAAGAAAGAAAAGAAACCGCUUUCUCCAGAGUUACAAAAAUUGAUACCACAGAAAAUAGAAAGGAAAGAAAUAAAACCGACAAAAUUGCAAUAUUCGAAACCUGAAGAAGUUGUUCAAAUUGGUACAAUAAAAUUGCGGAAAGUUACAGUACCAAAGAAGAAAGAACCUAAAGUAGCAAAAAUACCAAAGAUUUUAUUGCGUAGCAGGAUUACGUUUAUUGGUGAUUAUCCACCAGAAUUGCAAAAACCAAAGCUUACGCUUCUUGAGGAAAAUCCUGUUCAAGUUGGUAUUCUUUCAAGGAAUGCGGAAGAAGCACUUAAAGUAUUAAAGAAAAAGAUUAAAAAACCCAAAUUACCAGAAAAAGAAAUAACGGAAUUAGAAAAACUGGAUAAGGAAUUUGAGAAAUUGAAGGAGAUUCCUUUAGAGGAAAUAGAAGAUAAGUCAGUAUAUGAACGUAAGCCGAAGAAAAAGACGGAAGAACCAGAGAAACCACAAAAAUUGGUUAUACAAAAAGGUAAGGUUCCUGCACAAGAAGAACCACAACCUGAAGAGAUUAGAUUAAAGAAAAUACCCGUUAAAGAAAUAGAAGAAAUCGAAGAGACUCCAAAGAAACCAGUAAAAGAAGCUGCAGAAACAAAAGAACCUAAAGAAAAGAAACGAAAGCCCAAAACAAAACUUGAGCAUGAAGAAUUUAAACCUACUGAAUUUGACAGGCCAGAGCUUGAAAAGUAUGUACCUGAAGAAGUUGAAAAACCAGAAGAGCCUCAACCAGAACCUACACCAAAGCCUUAUGUUAAAGAGAAACGAAAGAAACCUGAUCAAGAAAUCGAAGAAAUCCCAUUAAUCCCAGGAAAACCGAAACCUCCAGAGCCAAAAGAAGAACCCGAAGUAAAGUUCCGAAUACCACAAAAAGAAAAACCAGAAGAAGAACCAGAAACUAUAAAAUUGAAAGGUUGGAAGAAAGAAAAGCCAGAAGAUGAAGGCCCGGAAAAAUUCCCAAGUAUAAAAGCCGAAGUUCUUCCUGAACAUCCGAAAGAUGAAAUAGAUGAAGAUAUAACAAUACGUAAAACGAAGUUGAAAAAACCUAAGAAAAAAGUUGCUCCAGAUGAAUCACCUGAUGAGCAUUUGAUAGAACAAAUUCCUGCCCUAGAGGAAAGUCCAAAAGAUAUUACAGUAACCUUAGAUAAAUCUGAAGACAUUGAGAAAGAAGAAGAAUUAAGUGUACCAGAGGAAGUAAAGGAGAAACCUGUUGCUAAAAAGAAGAAAAAGAAAAUUCCUAAGAAAGAUGAAAUAGAAGAGUGGGUAGAACCAGAAUAUGAAAGACCUGUGUUAGAACCCAUGCCAGAAAAGAUACAAUGGGAACCGACGAAGAAGAAGAAAGAGAAAAAACCGCUACCUCCAGAGCUUCAGAAAUUAGUACCACAAAAAAUAGAAAGAAAGGAAAUAAAACCAACAAAAUUGAAAUAUAUGGAGCCACAAGAUGUCGUACAAUUCGGCUCAAUAAAAUUGAAAAAAGUAGCAGUGCCAAAGAAAAAGGAUAGUACAGUAGCAAAAAUUCCAAAAGUCUUAUUACGCAGUUGGAUCACAUUUAUUGGUGACUAUCCACCAGAAUUGCAAAAACCAAAGCUUACGCUUCUUGAGGAAAAUCCUGUUCAAGUUGGUAUUCUAUCCAGAAAUACAGAAGAAGCAUUAAAGCUAUUAAAGAUAAAAUAUAAAAAACCCAAAUUACCAGAAAAAGAAAUAACGGAAUUAGAAAAACUGGAUAAGGAAUUUGAGAAAUUGAAGGAGAUUCCUUUAGAGGAAAUAGAAGAUAAGUCAGUAUAUGAACGUAAGCCGAAGAAAAAGACGGAAGAACCAGAGAAACCACAAAAAUUGGUUAUACAAAAAGGUAAGGUUCCUGCACAAGAAGAACCACAACCUGAAGAGAUUAAAUUAAAGAAAAUACCCGUUAAAGAAAUAGAAGAAAUCGAAGAGAUUCCAAAGAAACCAGUAAAAGAAGAUACAGAGACAAAAGAACCUAAAGAAAAGAAACGAAAGCCCAAAACAAAACUUGAGCAUGAAGAAUUCAAACCUACUGAAUUUGACAGGCCAGAGCUUGAAAAGUAUGUACCUGAAGAAGUUGAAAAACCAGAAGAGCCUCAACCAGAACCUACACCAAAGCCUUAUGUUAAAGAGAAACGAAAGAAACCUGAUCAAGAAAUCGAAGAAAUCCCAUUAAUCCCAGGAAAACCGAAACCUCCAGAACCAAAAGAAGAACCCGAAGUAAAGUUCCGAAUACCACAAAAAGAAAAACCAGAAGAAGAACCAGAAACUAUAAAAUUAAAAGGUUGGAAGAAAGAAAAGCCAGAAGAUGAAGGCCCGGAAAAAUUCCCAAGUAUAAAAGCCGAAACUCUUCCUGAACAUCCGAAAGAUGAAAUAGAUGAAGAUAUAACAAAACGUAAAACGAAGCUGAAAAAACCUAAGAAAAAAGCUGUCCCGGAAGAAAUGGUUGAUGAAGAGACAAAACCGGAUUUAUCUCCAGUAGAAAAAGAACAGACUGUCGUUAUGGUAGAGAAAGUUCCUACUGAAGAAGAAAAACCCAAAGAAAUUGAACAAGUGGAAGAUACUACUACAGAAGAAAUUGUAGAAAAGGUAGUGGUAAGGAAGAAAAAGAAAAAGGUUGAUGAUUUAUCAGAAAAAGAGGAAAAAGUAAAUGGCAUCCCGUUAGGUAAGGAUGAAAUAAUGGAAGUUGCAGAUAUUAUCACUUUAGUGGAACAUAAAGACACGUUAAAUAAAGACAAAACUGUACCACUCUUAACAGCUUUAACUGAUGAUAUAGAAGACACUACACCAGAAACACACGAUAGACCAAAAUACACAAGACCGUUAAAACCUAAAACUGAUGAAAUCGUAUCAGGAGAUAUUGUAGAGAAGACAACAGAAGAGGAAAUUCAGGAAGAAAUUAUCGAAGAAACUCCUAUUAAAAAAGUUGUUAAAAAGAAGAAAAAGCCACAGAAAGUAACCGAUGAAGUCACGGAGGAAAUCGUUGAAGAAUUAAUAAUAGAAAAACCUAAGAAAGAGAAAGUUCAACCUGUCACGGAUGUAACGGAAAGUGCUCAAAUUACAGAAAUUAAAAUAGAAGCUCCUCAAACGAAAGAAGAAACUCUUAUCAUAGAAGAGGAGGAAAUAAUAGAAUCUCCAACGCGUAAAAUUAUAAGAAAGAAAGUUAAACCAAAAUCAAAAGAAAAAGAAGAACAGGUUAUUGAAGAGAUUUUGGAAAAACCAUUAGAAAAGAUAUCGACCAUAGAAAAGAAAGGUAUUGUAGAAAUUGUAGAAACACCUUCGAAGAAAAUCAUUAGGAAGAAAACAACUGUUAUAAAAGACGAUGGUAUUCCAGAGGAAGUGAUAGAAGAGUUUGUUAUAGAAAAACCAAAGGAGGAAAAGGCUAAGCCCAUCGUAGAAGAAGAAAAGAAAGCUAUGGAACAAAUAGUUGAAGUUAUUGAAACUCCAACAAAGAAAGUAAUUAAAAAGCAAAAACCAGCAAAGAAAGAUGAGUCCAUCAUUGUUACCCAGGAAGUAAUAGAAAAAACAGCUGAUGAAGCCAAAAUUAUGGAGGAGCAACAGAUAAUAGAGAUCACUGAAACACCAUCGAAAAAAGUAAUAAAAAAGAAAAAGAGCACGAUUACAGAAUCUGGAAUACCUGAAGAACGAAUUGAAGAAAUUGUUAUCCAAAAACCUAUCACUGCAAAAGCAUUGGAGGAAAUUGUGUCAAAGGAAGGUAUACAAAUAAUAGAAAUAAUAACAGGAUCUUAUAUAGAAGAGCUACCACAGCAAGAAACAAUUUCCCCAGAGGAAGCAACACAAACUGAGCUUAAGGAAGAAAAAGUCAAGGUAACCGAUAUUACUAUUAAAAGAGCACCAAAGAAAAAGAAGAAAGCAGAUGAUAUACAAGAACAAAUAGUAGAGGAACGGGUUGAAGAAAUAGUUUCGAAAAAACCAGAAAAGGAAAAAAUUUCUCCUACCAUUACAACAGAAGACAGCAUACAAGUAACCGAAACAAUAUCAGAAGAUACGACGCAACAAAUUCCAGAAUUAAAAGUUAAGAAAGAUGUUGCAAAACCAGAAGAAACUAUUGAAGAAAAAAUUAAAGUGGAUAAGAUUUUAGUAAUGAAGGUUCCAAAGGAAACGCAAGAAGAUGUAUUAGAAAUGAGUGAAGUUCCACUCCAAAUAGAAAAAUCAAAGGAAGAGCAAGUUUCUGUUAUUGAAGAAGAAGAAGCAAAAGAAAUUGCAAAGACUACAAAGGUUUCUACUGAAACAGCACCCAAGAAAUCGAAAGUUAAAGAAGUCAAAGAACAACCGCAAGAACAAGCAAUAGAAGACAUUUCUUCUGAAAAAGUUGCCAAGAAAAAAGCUAAAAAAAUACUCCCUACUCCAUUAGAUGAAAAGAAAGCUGUGGAAAAAGAAGAGGAGAAACCGGAAGAAACAAUUCAAGCAAUAGAAUUGAAAAAAGCAAAACCAGAAAAAGCAACGCCUGAAGUUAUUCCUAUAGAAGGUAUUGAGAUAACAGAAAUAACGACAGAAAUAACUUCACAAGAGUUACCUGAAGAACAAGUGCAAACAGAUCAAGCUCAUCCAAUAUUGAAGAAAGAGGAAAAAGUUAAAGUAACAAAAACACAUGUUCAGAAGUAUCCCAAGAAGCAGAAGGAAGAACAACAAGAGGAUACUGUAGAAGAACUUAAACUGGAUAAACGAAUCGAAGAAAAACCGAAGACAACAAUCAUAAUGCAAGAAAGUAUAGAAACGACAGAAGUGUUUCCGGACACAAGGACAAGUGAAAUGCCAACAGAGGAGAAACCAAAGAAAGAAAAAGGACUUCCGAUUGAAGAAAAACCAGAGGAAAAGCCUGAAGUAACAAAAGUUUCUGUAAAGGAGGCACCUAAAAAGAAAAUUUCACUACCCGAGAAGGAAGAAAAACCGGAUGUUAUUCCUAUAAAAGAAGAUCUCCCUAAAUCAGUCGAUAAACAAGAUGUAACAGUCCAACCAGAAAAACCAAAAGAAAUAGAGAAAGAAGAAGAAAAGAUUGUAAAGGAGGAAGUAAAAGAGAAACCUGUCGCAAAAAAGAAGAAAAAGAAAAUUCCUAAGAAAGAUGAAAUAGAAGAGUGGGUAGAACCAGAAUAUGAAAGACCUGUGUUAGAACCCAUGCCAGAAAAGAUACAAUGGGAACCGACGAAGAAGAAGAAAGAGAAAAAACCGCUACCUCCAGAGCUUCAGAAAUUAGUACCACAAAAAAUAGAAAGAAAGGAAAUAAAACCAACAAAAUUGAAAUAUAUGGAGCCACAAGAUGUCGUACAAUUCGGCUCAAUAAAAUUGAAAAAAGUAGCAGUGCCAAAGAAAAAGGAUAGUAUAGCAGCACAAAUUCCAAAAGUCUUAUUACGCAGUUGGAUCACAUUUAUUGGUGACUAUCCACCAGAAUUGCAAAAACCAAAGAUUACGCUUCUUGAGGAAAAUCCUGUUCAAGUUGGUAUUCUAUCCAGAAAUACAGAAGAAGCAUUAAAGCUAUUAAAGAUAAAAUAUAAAAAACCCAAAUUACCAGAAAAAGAAAUAACGGAAUUAGAAAAACUGGAUAAGGAAUUUGAGAAAUUGAAGGAGAUUCCUUUAGAGGAAAUAGAAGAUAAGUCAGUAUAUGAACGUAAGCCGAAGAAAAAGACGGAAGAACCAGAGAAACCACAAAAAUUGGUUAUACAAAAAGGUAAGGUUCCUGCACAGGAAGAACCACAACCUGAAGAGAUUAAAUUAAAGAAAAUACCCGUUAAAGAAAUAGAAGAAAUCGAAGAGAUUCCAAAGAAACCAGUAAAAGAAGAUACAGAGACAAAAGAACCUAAAGAAAAGAAACGAAAGCCUAAAAUGAAACUUGAGCCCGAAGAAUUUAAACCUACUGAAUUUGACAGGCCAGAGCUCGAAAAAUAUGUACCUGAAGAAGUUGAAAAACCAGAAGAGCCACAACCAGAACCUACACCAAAGCCUUAUGUUAAAGAGGAACGAAAGAAACCUGAUCAAGAAAUCGAACAAAUCCCAUUAAUCCCAGGAAAACCGAAACCUUCAGAGCCAGAAGAAGAACCGGAAGUAAAGUUCCGAAUACCACAAAAAGAAAAACCAGAAGAAGAACCAGAAACUAUAAAAUUAAAAGGUUGGAAGAAAGAAAAGCCAGAAGAUGAAGGUACAGAGCAAUUCCCCAGCAAAGAAAAGGAAGUUGCCCCUAAACUUCCUGAAGACGAAACAGAAGAGAUUAUUGUAAAGCCUAAAGCCAAGCUAAAGAAACCUAAAAAGAAGCCCGCAGAAGAAGAAUUACAGGAAGAAGUAACGAUUAAAAAACCUGUUGUUGUCGAAGAGGAAAAAGAAGAGAUAACAGAGGAAGUUACAUUGAAGAAAAAACCGAAAGAAAAGCCGGCUCUGGAAGAAAUGGCUGAAGAAAUAGUUUUGAAAAAACCUAAAGAAGAAGAAAAAACUCCAGAAGUAAUAUCUGAAGAGGUAGCAAUAAAGAAAAAACCAAAGAAGAAACCAAUAACUGAAGAAGCAGCGGAUGAGGUUACAAUCAAGAAGCCUGUUGUUGUGGAAGAGGAAAAAGAAGAAAUAGUAGAGGAAAUUAAGUUAAAGAAGAAACCAAAGAAAGAGCCUGUGCCUGAAGAAGUAACUGAAGAAGUUGUCUUGAAAAAACCAGAACCUAAAAAAGAAGAGAAAGCUCCUGAAGAGGUAACUGAAGAAGUAGCCAUAAAGAAAAAACCAAAGAAGAAACCUGUAACUGAAGAAGCAGCGGAUGAGGUGACGAUUGAGAAACCUGUUGUUAUCGAAGAGGAAAAAGAAGAAAUAGUAGAGGAAAUUAAGUUAAAGAAGAAACCAAAGAAAGAGCCUGUGCCUGAAGAAGUAACUGAAGAAGUUGUCUUGAAAAAACCAGAACCUAAAAAAGAAGAGAAAGCUCCUGAAGAGGUAACUGAAGAAGUAGCCAUAAAGAAAAAACCAAAGAAGAAACCUGUAACUGAAGAAGCAGCGGAUGAGGUGACGAUUGAGAAACCUGUUGUUAUCGAAGAGGAAAAAGAAGAAAUAGUAGAGGAAAUUAAGUUAAAGAAGAAACCAAAGAAAGAGCCUGUGCCUGAAGAAGUAACUGAAGAAGUUGUUUUGAAAAAACCAGAACCUAAAAAAGAAGAAAAGGUUCCUGAAGAGGUAACUGAAGAAGUGGCCAUAAAGAAAAAACCAAAGAAGAAACCAGUAACUGAAGAAGCAGCGGAUGAGGUUACAAUCAAGAAGCCUGUUGUUGUUGAAGAGAAAAAGGAAGAAGUAGUAGAAGAAAUUACGUUAAAGAAGAAACCAAAGAAAGAGCCUGUGCCUGAAGAAGUAACUGAAGAAGUUGUCUUGAAAAAACCAGAACCUAAAAAAGAAGAAAAGGCUCCUGAAGAGGUAACUGAAGAAGUGGCCAUAAAGAAAAAACCAAAGAAGAAACCAGUAACUGAAGAAGCAGCGGAUGAGGUUACAAUCAAGAAGCCUGUUGUUGUUGAAGAGAAAAAGGAAGAAGUAGUAGAAGAAAUUACGUUAAAGAAGAAACCAAAGAAAGAGCCUGUGCCUGAAGAAGUAACUGAAGAAGUUGUCUUGAAAAAACCAGAACCUAAAAAAGAAGAAAAGGCUCCUGAAGAGGUAACUGAAGAAGUGGCCAUAAAGAAAAAACCAAAGAAGAAACCAGUAACUGAAGAAGCAGCGGAUGAGGUUACAAUUAAGAAGCCUGUUGUUGUGGAAGAGGAAAAGGAAGAAGUAGUAGAAGAAAUUACGUUAAAGAAAAAACCAAAGAAAGUGCCUGUGCCUGAAGAAGUAACUGAAGAAGUUGUCUUGAAAAAACCAGAACCUAAAAAAGAAGAGAAAGCUCCUGAAGAGGUAACUGAAGAAGUGGCCAUAAAGAAAAAACCAAAGAAGAAACCAGUAACUGAAGAAGCAGCGGAUGAGGUUACAAUUAAGAAGCCUGUUGUUGUGGAAGAAGAAAAGGAAGAAGUAGUAGAAGAAAUUACGUUAAAGAAAAAACCAAAGAAAGUGCCUGUGCCUGAAGAAGUAACUGAAGAAGUUGUCUUGAAAAAACCAGAACCUAAAAAAGAAGAAAAGGCUCCUGAAGAGGUAACUGAAGAAGUGGCGAUAAAGAAAAAACCAAAGAAGAAACCAGUAACUGAAGAAGCAGCGGAUGAGGUUACAAUCAAGAAGCCUGUUGUUGUAGAAAAAGAAAAAGAUGAUGAAACUGUAGAGGAGAUUACUUUGAAGAGAAAACCAAAGAAAAAAUCGUCUGUAAGCGAAGAUGUUGAAGAAACUGAGGUAAUUAUAAAGAAAGUUGAGAAACCAAUAGAAAAGGAUGAAGUACGUACUGAUAUAACGUUAAAGAAAAAGAAAGAAGUUAAACCUAAAGUAGAAGAAGUUGGAGCAGAUGAAUUGACGAUCCAACGAACGGAAGAAAUCGAAGUACCAGAGGAAGAAGAAUUGAUCGGAGAAUUUACGUUCAAACGUAAACCGCCGAAACAAGCACCUAAACCAAUUGAAGAAUUGUACGAAGAUGUUACAUUACGUAAAUUACGUCCAAAGAGGAAACCGAGAACCGACAUUAAAGAAGUUACUGAAAUAGAAAAUGUGACAUUCAGACCACGUCGAACGAAAACUAAAGAAGAUGUUGAGCAAGAGUUUAAAAUCUCAUUGAACACAUAUGAAGAAGAAGAUAUUUCGAUGUCCGGUAAAGUUCGCCUAAAACCGAAAAAACGUGAAAUGACAUAUUCAGAAGAAACUGGAGAAGAAACAAUACGACUUAUUCAAGAAGUUGAAGAUGACUCUGGUCCUAUCAUAGAAGAAAUCAUUGAUGAAUCUGAUGAAGAAGAUAAAGAACAAUAUAGUAUCGAAGAACUUGAAACCGAUGAACUAAAACUUCCUUUGAGGAGGAAAGUAAAGAAACAACCUCGUCCAUACUCUGUAGAAGAAUUCGAAGAAGCGGAUGUUAAAAUGAAAUUGAAACGUGAACGAAAAUAUUCUUAUGAGGAAACAGAUGAAACCUUGGCUUUGAAAUUAAAAGCUAAAAGACGACCAUCUACUUACGAAGAAGAAGAAGCAACACUUAGCAUCACCAGAGAAGAAGAUAUUUUCGAAGAAGAAGUGGAAUAUGUUGUUCGUGAUGGCGAUACGAUGUACUCAAUUUGUUCAUACGUAGCUGAAACAGAUGAAGCAAUUAAUCUUGUUGAAGGUGAAAAAGUAUAUAUAAUCGAUCAUACAAAUCAAGACUGGUGGUUUGUAAAGAAAAACUUAACGGAAGAAAAAGGAUGGGUGCCAGCGCAAUAUCUGUUAGAUGAAGUACAUUAUACGUUAUAUUUACAACGUAAAUUACAUGAAAAGAUCGACAAAUUACCUGUAUUUGAAAAACCAGCACCGGGAGAGAAGGCAUCUGCCCCAAGAUUUAUUGAGAAAUUACAACCAAUUCAUACACCAGAUGGAUAUACAGUACAAUUCGAAUGUCAAGUAGAAGGUGUGCCAAGACCUCAAAUAACUUGGUUCCGUCAAACAGCCAUUAUUAAACCAUCACCAGACUUCCAAAUUUAUUAUGAUGAUGAUAAUGUAGCAACUUUGAUUAUCAGAGAAGUGUUCCCUGAAGAUGCAGGUACCUUUACUUGCGUUGCCAAGAAUACUGCAGGAUUUGCAUCUAGCACAACGGAAUUAGUAGUAGAAGCUCCUUUAUCUGACCAUGGAUCAGAUUUAACUGGACCAUCCAGAAAAAGUUUGUCAAGAGAAUCUUCUCUGGUUGACAUUCUCGAAGGAAUUCCACCAACUUUCUCUCGAAAACCUAAAGCAAAAUAUGUUGAUGAAGGUGAUGAUGUGAUACUUGAAAGUCGUCUGGUAGCCGUACCAGAACCUGAAAUCAUAUGGUAUUAUAAGGACACACAACUUACUACCAAGGAAAAUAUCGUCAUUGCAAGCGAAAGUGAUAUGCACAUGUAUUGUAGCGUAGUUAAAAUUUCAAAAGUUCAGAAGAAACAGGAAGGAAAUUAUAAAAUCGUUGCUAAGAAUAGAGAGGGUGAAGCUACCAUCGAAAUACCUUUAAAAGUGAAAACUAGCAAUCAGGAACCACCAGAAAUAUUAGAACCAUUACAAUCGUAUGUUGUACGAGAAGGAGAAACUGUUAUGUUAUCUACUCAAAUUGUUGGUAAUCCAGCACCAAAAGUAGUAUGGUAUAAAAAUGGAAAGCCACUUAAAGAUCUAACACCACAGCAAGAUGGUCAUAUAAAUACAUUGACUAUAAUCCAGCCACAAUUAAAAGAUACGGGAGAAUAUUCUGUUGUAGCUACUAAUAAUAUUGGCAAAGCUGAGACUCAAUCAACAUUGGUGGUUGAAAUGACUCCACAUCUCAAGCCUUUCUUGCUUAUUAACAUUGAACAGCAAAAAGAAGAAUUCUCUAUCUUAUCUUCUAAGGAAAUACCAAGUGGUGCUCCUGAGCCACCAUUAUUCACUGAAAGAUUCCAAGAACUUACAGUACCUGAAAAGGGUACGUUCAAACUCGUUGCAAAAGUCACUGGAAAUCCUAUUCCAGAAAUAACUUGGUUAAGAAAUAAUGAGCCAUUAGAAAAAUCACCAAACAUAAUAAGGAGCUACGAUGGAGAAAACAUUGUUCUUGAGAUUAGAAAUGCUGAUUCAGAGACAGAUGCUGGUGAUUAUAAAUGUGUUGCUAGUAAUUCGAUUGGAAAGGCUUCACAUGGAGCUAAAGUUACGGUGGACGUCGAUAAAGUCACAUUUACAAAGAAAUUAAAAGAAAAAGUCACUGUUGACGAAUAUAAAAUGUUGGAACUUACAUGUGAAACCUCUCAUACAGUAUCCACUACGUGGUGGCAUAAUGAAAAAGAAAUCAGUGGUAUGGAUCAUCGUGAAAUUAUUCAGGAAGGGCGAGUACAUAAGUUAGUCAUCAAAAAGACAAAUGCAAUAGAUGAAGGUACAUACAAGUGUACUGUCAAAAAUCAGACAACGUCUAGCACUGUUACUGUGAAACCUGCUAAGCCUGAAUUUACAAGAAAGUUACAAGACUUCGAGGUCAAGGAACGUGAAAUAGCAAUAUUAGAAGUUGAAAUAACAUCUGAGACUGUAGAUGUUGAAUGGUAUAAAGAUGGAGUACCACUGAAACCAAGUACCAAUGAAAAACUAGAAUUUGUAAAAGAAGGCACCAUAAGAAAAUUACUUAUCAGAAGUACAUCAGUGCAUGAUGAAGGAGAAUAUACAUGUACAUUGCUUAAUCAACAAUGUACAGCUGAAGUUACCGUUGUUGAAUUACCACCAGAAAUCAUUACUAAGAUGCAUGAUGUGACAAUAGCUAGAGGAGAGAAAGCAAUUUUCGACAUUGAGUUAACCAAAGGUGAUGCAUUAGUGCGUUGGUUUAAGGAUAAUCAGGAAUUACAGUUUUCUGAACAUGUGCAACUUUCUAUCGAUGGCAAGAGGCAAAAAUUGAAGAUUUACGAUUCAGAACCUGAAGAUGCAGGUGUCUACUCUUGUCAAGUUGGAGAACAAACAUCUUCAGCUAAAUUAACUGUUGAAGAACCUGGUGUAGAUUUUAUUGCCAAAUUACCAGAUGUUACAUUGGUACCAGUGAAUGAAGACGCUUCCUUCUUAAUCGAAAUAUCCCAAUCAAAUAUUCCAGUCACAUGGUUAAGAAAAGGAGAAAUCAUUAGAGAAUCAGAAAAAUAUAUUAUUAUUGACGAGGGUAAUAUAAAGAAACUCAUUGUGAAGAAAUGUACAACAGAAGAUAUUGCAGAAUAUACAGCUGUUGUAACGAAUGUAAAAACAUCAUCAAGAUUAAAAGUUGAAGUCAUAGAAACACCUCCGAAAAUUAACCCGGACACUCAGACAAAAUACACAGUGAACAAAGACGAUGACAUCGAAAUUAUCGUCAAAUUCACAGCAACACCAAUGCCAACAGAUGAAUGGACUGUUGAUGGUCGCAUUGUUACAAAAUCUAAGAGAAUCACUCCUUCGAUAGAUGAGGAAUCUGCUGUUUUAACUAUUACAAAAGUGCAGGAAGAAGAUAUUGGUGAUUACAACUUGAGACUCUUCAAUCCACAUGGUGAUGCUUCUAUAGUAAUAACUGUUGCAAUUGCACAACCACCUAGCAAGCCAGGUACUCCAGAGCCUUUAGAAUUAACAAAUGAAAGCAUUACACUGCAUUGGAAAAAGCCAGAAUCAGAUGGAAACUUGCCAAUCACAGAAUACAUAUUAGAAUACCACGAAAAGACUGAAACUUCAUGGACCAAAGUCACAGAAAAAAUCAUUGAAACAAGUCAUACGGUAACAAAAUUAACGACUAAUAAAGAAUACACUUUCCGUGUAACAGCUGUUAAUAAAGUAGGUCUUAGUGAACCAUCUUCAGAAACACAAUAUAUAAAAAUUUCAAAGCCAUCAAGAUUAGAGCCACCGAUUAUAUUGGAGCCAUUAAAAAGUAUAAAUGUAGGUUUAAAAGAAACUGUAACACUUUCUUGUAUCAUUGGAGGAUCACCAACACCAGAAAUCACAUGGUUCAAGAAUAAUCAACUAUUUGCUGAUACUAAUAUAACUUAUGAAAAUCGUGUAGCAAAAUAUAUAAUCUUGGAAACAACAGAGACAUCUUCAGCAACAUUCACUGUAAAAGCAGAAAAUGAAGCUGGCACAGCAGAAACCACAUGUCAAUUGAAAAUACAAGAGUCACCAAAAUUGAUCGUUGAUGAAACAUUGAUAAAUCAGAAAUUAUCUGUAAGUUCUGAAUGGAAAAUUGAUGUUCAAACCAGUGGUUUCCCCACACCGGAUAUAACAUGGUCGAAGAAUAGUCAAAAGAUAAUCGAUAAGCGAGUAUCAACUCAUACUGUAGAGAAAAUUUCAACUAUUUCUAUCAGCUCUAUCGUGAGAGAAGAUACUGGUACUUACACAGCAGAAGCAACUAAUGAAGCUGGUAGUUCUUCUAUAGAUAUUCACCUCAAGGUUAUAGAUAAACCAGAUAAACCUCAAGGACCAAUAAUAACAAAAGAAAUCAGGCAAGAUCGUAUUACAAUUGAAUGGAAAGCACCAAUUGAUGAUGGUGGUCUUGAAAUAGAAAAAUAUACUAUUGAGAAAUGUGAAACAGCUAAGAUGAAUUGGAUAAAAGUAGCUGAUGUUGAUAAGAACAUAGAAAGUUUCUGUGUAGAAAAAUUACAAUUAGAAGUAGAAUAUAUGUUCAGAGUAAUUGCAAAGAAUAUUGUAGGCGCAUCGGAACCUUUGGAAUCUGAGCCAAUAAAGACAAGAAUGUCUUAUGGUCCACCUGGACCACCGAGAGGGCCUUUAGAGACUUCUGGCAUGACCAAAACAUCUUUCACAAUAAAAUGGCAAGUUCCAGAAAAUGAUGGUGGCUCCCCAAUUACAGAUUAUAUCAUUGAAAUAACAGAGUCAACGAAGAAGGCAUGGCAGAAGGUGGGCAACACAAAGGCUGAUGUAACAAACAUAAGUGUAUCAAACCUAAAAACCGAUAUGUCAUACGAUUUUAGAAUAACAGCAAAAAAUAAAAUAGGAAUGGGUGAACCAUAUAUUUCAGAGGAACCAAUUAUAGCUGGAAAGCGAGCAAAAAUAACAAAGCUUACAGAUAGCAGCUUAUAUGCUUUACUAGGCAUAUUUCCACCGUCAAAAAUUGUUAUAAGUAAAACUCCACCAUCUAGUCCACUCAAUGUUCGAGUAAUAAACUUUACAAGUAAGAGUGUAACACUUACAUGGUUUCCGCCAGCUAAUAAUGGAGGAACUGAACUUACAGGCUACAUUAUCGAAAAACGACCAUUAAUUGGUAAAGGUGCACGAUGGAUAAAGGUCGUUACUUUAGAUGCUACAACUCACCAAUAUUGCAUUGAAAAUUUGAAGGAAAGUGAAUUUUUAUUUAGAGUAUUCGCUGAAAAUUGUAUGGGUCUCAGUAUACCUACGAAUUCAGAGCCAGUUACUCUUAAGACUCAUGCUACUGUACCAUCAGCACCUACCGCCCCAUUAGAAAUCAGACAAAUAGCUGCAAAUACAGUGGUUAUAGAAUGGGGUAGACCAGAAUCUGACGGUGGUGCACCAUUAGAAGGGUAUAGAAUUGUUAUGAGGGAUGCUAAAAAGACUAUGUGGAUUGAGGUAGGACGAGUCAAGGCUGAUAUACAAAAGAUAAAUAUAAAAGACCUUCAAGAAAAUCAUGAGUAUCUUGUGAGAAUCUAUGCUAGAAACGAGGUUGGUCUAAGUGAACCAUUGGAAUCAGAUGAACCUUUCAAGAUACUACCAACUUCAGAAUUAUCAGUGGUGGAGCCUAUUGCAGAAGUCACAGACAAAGGUGAAACUGCGUCUGUGAGUUUUAGCACGGAAAAUACAAGUUCCUGGCUCCGAGAGCAUAACAUGGAUGCUGAUAUUCAUUCUUACGCGAGAGGAAGACUUCUUAGAAGAGAUGAAUACUUUUUCCGCAUUUGGCAUUAUGCUAAGAAACUAUUCGAAUAAGCAUUUCUACAAUUUCUAAACGGUUAUCCUAUUAUUUCUACGAAAAUGUAUCGUUUAUCGAGAACGCAUCUGAUGCUUAUUUUCUCAUCAAAUGCAACAAAAAAAAAAAAAAAAAAAAAAAAAAAAAAAAAAGAAAAAAAAGAACAUAUAAUACGUCAAGGUUAGAAAGGAGAGGGGAUAUAUCUUUUUGAUCAUAGAAAUGAAUGAAAAGAAAGGGAUAAAAACGAAGGAGAAUCUAUGGGCUUUCUUAAGCUAACCAACAAUGUCACUUAUAGAUCUUCCAUAAAAGCAUGAUAGGUUAACUUUCUUUUCUUUGUUGUUUUGUGAAUUAAAACAGGAGACUGGACGAAUGUAGAAACUAGUCAGAAUAUAGAGAUUCAAUCGUUAUUUUCUAACGAAGUAAGAUUUUUCGAAAGAAAUGCAAUUAUCAGAAUUUUGUAAAUAAUCUUUAUCCGAAAGAUCGUCAGGUUGAACGAAAAAAAGUCACAUUCACAAAUCUGUCAAGAAAGGAGAAAACGUUUAUCAAAAUGAGAAAAAAAGAAAAAGAACGAGCUGCUCCCUACGAAGUAAUAUUUUAAAAGGAGAAUGACAACGCGAUUAGACGAUAACUCGGAAUUAAUCCUUUAAAAAGAAUUCCUCCUUAUAGAAAGAUGUGAUAGGAAUGAUACGAUAGUUGAACGGUUGAAUAUCGAACUAUCCUUUUUCCCUUUUUCCUUACCUUUCCUACCCACUCCUCCCUCUAUAUCUCCGCCCAAGAAUGUUGCAAGCGGUAGGCAAUGUUCAGUCACUUAUUUAAAGUUUUUGGGAGGAUUACUUUAAGUAUUUAUUAUUAAUCUAUAAUCUAUAUUUAUAAUAUUAUUUGUUAUCAUUGCCGAUAGAUUUAUUAAACAAUUAUUGAUUAUCGUCGAUUAUCGAAUCGACAUUAUAAAGGACUGAUCGUAACAGUCGAAUUAAACGAGACAAAUGUCAUGCCUCGUUGGUAUUAUCGUGAGACGUAAUAAAUAUAGGUGCAAAACGAUAUCACUGAUAUGAUAUACCAGCGACGUGUCGCAUUGCUCGUAAUAACAUUGUAAAAUAUUUUACGAAUUAAAUUAUGACAAAUUAUAAAUAUAUCUCAAUUCUUUUUUUUUAUUAUUA